GAAAUCAAUGUAGUGGUCCAUUUGGGAGCAAUGUUAACAAGGCUGUCCAACGACCUGCAGCCAGUUGUCAGCUGGAGUGCAAGACAGGCAGAACGCAGUGUGGGACGCUUUGUUAAAAAAGCAAAAGGGUAAGUGAUGACACUUCUGAAAUCUGCGUAGCCAAAACAGCAGAGAGGAUCCCAUAACUUCAUUUCCAGCAGUCCCAGAAACAGAUCCUGAAGAUUUUAGCUUCAUUAUUGGUGUUCCCACUCCACUCCACUCCACCCUCAUCCCACCUCCACACAAAAAUCAUACUCUGUGAGUCUUUAUAUUGUGGAGAAAACCAUCACAACAUAGAACUCUGCAUUUGCUAAAUAUACAAACAGGCGGAGUACAGACUCCCACCAUGAGAGCAUUUGAAGUGAUUGCUCCACUAGCUAUAGUCUGAGGUCUUUCCUUUUGCCUGUAGUAGUCCAUUCACCUCUCACAAUCCUUCAAAUGACAUCUCCUUUUCCCUUGUCAUUCCUCACAUUCCUGCAACAAACUUUUGAUAGCAAAUGUGCACCUGAACUAGCUUCUGCAAACGUGGAUAACAUCAUAUUGCUUUUGAAAUAUCAUACGCCUUGAGAGUUCUACUAUCAGGUGUUAGACAAAUAUAAUAAGCAAGCACAUAAAUUGUUCUGAAGUCUUGGGCAUGGAGGUUGCUAGACAAUUUUUAGGGAUAUUACUGUCUAUCAGUCUGUCAGGCAUACCUGGUUCCUUCAGCCCAACUUUGUAUAAAGACAGGUUUAGGUAUCUGUGUUUCUUUAGUUUUCUGCUGCCAUCAGUUACGUCAGAAUGCUUACGAAACCUCCUGGUAUCUGAUAUAUUAGGUUUAGGUGUAAAAUGGACAGCAACACUGGACAGGAUGAAUUUUAAACUAAGGUGGUUGUUUAAUUAAAGGAAUACUAUAUACGUUAGGGAAUACAGUGGUACCUCAGGUUACAUACGCUUCAGGUUACAGACUCCGCUAACCCAGAAAUAUUACCUCGGGUUAAGAACUUUGCUUCAGGAUGAGAACAGAAAUUGUGCUCCGGCAGCAGAAGGCCCCAUUAGCUAAAGUGGUGCUUCAGAUUAAGAACAGUUUCAGGUUAAGAAUGGACCUCUGGAACUAAUUAAGUUCUUAACCUGAGGUACCACUGUACAGAUGCACAUAUAUUGGGGUCUUAUAGGAGCUUGGUGACAGUUUACGUUGGCUCAAGAGACACGUGCUGACAGCUGCCUCUAAAGUCCCAGUCCCAGAACUUUCUCAUUAAACACACACACACACACACACAUUCAAAGAAAACAUAUUCACAAAGAGACAAUAAAGAGAGGGAAAUCGAGAAAGAAUUAUCUAAUCCACUGGAGCCCGUGAGAUGUGGGGAAAGCAUCUUAAAACUGUGGGAAUGUUAAGGAUAGUAGGAAAGGAUAUAUUGAUUAAGUAUUUUCCUUCCUUCACUCAUGCUAGCGACUGAUGUAGCAGAGCAGAUUCCCCUCAAUAAAGCAGGAAGCUAGUUUGCAUAUUUGUUUGAAUCUCUUUAGUUACGUAAUCCAAUCUGGCUUGCUCAGAUGGAUUAUUCCUGGUGUCCCCUUUUAUCCCUCUUAAAAUAAUAAAAGAACCUAGACAGCAUCUUAAAAAGUAGAGACAUCACCUUGCCAACAUAGGUCUGUAUAGUAAAAGCUAUGGUUUUCCCAGUAGUGAUGUAUGGAAGUGAGAGCUGGACCAUAAAGAAGGCUGAUCGCCAAAUAAUUGAUGCUUUUGAAUUAUGGUGCUGGAGGAGACUCUUGAGAGUCCCAUGGACUGCAAGAAGAUCAAACCUAUCCAUUCUGAAGGAAAUCAGCCCUGAGUGCUCACUGGAAGGACAGAUCCUGAAGCUGAGGCUCCAAUACUUUAGCCACCUCAUGAGCAGAGAAGACUCCCUGGAAAAGACCCUGGUGUUGGGAAAGAUGGAGGGCACAAGGAGAAGGGGACGACAGAGGACGAGAUGGUUGGACAGUGUUCGCGAAGCUACCAGCAUGAGUUUGACCAAACUGCGGGAGGCAGUGGAAGACAGAAGUGCCUGGCGUGCUCUGGUCCAUGGAGUCACGAAGAGUCGGACACGACUAAACGACUAAACAACAAAAGAAUAAAGACACAAGAGUUUUUUUCUUAAAAGUAACAAGAAGUUUACUCACAUUCAGUUCAGUUUGAUCUCGUAUGGAGAUUGAGCUCGUGUGCUGCUGGCUGAGAGCCAGCAGACAGCAAAAAUACAUUGAGAGAACAGCACCAAGAGAAGAAAAUGGCUGCAGGAGAGCAGCAUGGCAGCAAGAGAGAGACAAUGGCUUCAUGACUCCGCUCUUUUAUGGAGUCAGCCAGAGCCACGCCCAUCUCCCAGAUCACAUGCAAGGGGAGGAAGCUCCAGACCAGUGGAACAGGAAAUUACACUGAUUGGAUGUCCCCCUGCCUGUGCCCACUCUAGGGAAAUAAGGAAUGUUGCACUUGACUGUUCCAAUGGAUUACAUCCCACAAAAACAUGAACAUGGUGCUACGCAGAAUUUUCUGAACUGGAGGAAGGUUGAAGGUAAUCCUGUCAAACAACUUUCUGCCUGGCUCCAGAAGUGCUUCCUCUUCUGGAGCCCAGGGAACACGGAGGUCAGAGCUCAAACACAAUCAUAAACUCUGAAGAAAUCUCUGUCUUGAUCCAGCUUUGCCACCUAACCAGGAGUACAUUUUCUUCCACGCUUAACAAACUUGAUUUUAGUAUGAAUCAAAAGAUUAGCAACUCUAUAUACUUUGAAAUAUCAUUAUCAUUUGGGAAAAUUUCAUCUGGCUUACAAACGUUUUAUUAUUCUAUUAGGCUCCAUUAGGAAGAUAUUCAGCAACGUCAACCAGCCUUGCUCUUCUGGAAAGACUGCAAGUCUCUCAAUAUAUAUUUACCCACCACUGUGUUCAGUUGAUUAUCUAGAACACUGGUCCAAAUUUUAAAAUCUUUAAUGGAUUUUAAUGCCUACUGAAGCCUUAUUUUAUUCCAACAGACAAUUUAACAACAACAAUAGUAAUAAAAUAAAUGUCCUUAAUGUAUCUGUUUUGAGAUGUCUUCCCUUGGUUUGGCAACUGCUAUCAUCUUAGCUAUACUCCUAGGAAGUUAUACUUUUACAUAAUUUCAUUAACAGUUUUUUUAAUAAAUGUCCUGCCAAUAAACUAAAAAACAAAACAAAAAUACUUCUUCCAAAAUUCACUGGUGAACCCAACUGCCCCAGGUACUGGAAAACCUUUUAGAUUUUGAACUUGUUGCCUUUAAUUUUUCCACUGUUGGCUCUUCUUAUACUAAGGUCAUAUCCUUAUCAGCAAAUCUAGGAAUAUUAGUUCUUGCAUGAAUUCUUUCCUCCCCUCUCCAUCUUUUUCUCUUUCAUUUUCUCCCAUCUCUCUCUCUGUCCCCCCCCCCCCACCCUGAGGAGAUUUCACCCCUCCCAUAUCCAAGAAUCUGUUGAUGUUCUCUGCUGAUUCUCCAGAGAGGAGGGGCGGUUUCUGCUCUCUACUUAUUCCGCUCCAGCCUCACAUCAAUGUGUCAGAGAGAGAGACUGAGUGUUAGAGAGAGAUUGUGUGUAUAGAUAAGGUUGCUGCUAAGAACAGCUGCAGACACUCAGUGCAGUUCAGCAUUUCAGGUUAGACCUCAUUUAGCUCUGUAUAUAGUUGUGUAUUAUAGUUGUAGAUAGAAUAAAGAAGAUAUUCUACAGAGCUGCUCUCCGAGUCGUUUAUGCUCUGCUGUACUCUGCUAUACUCUGCUGUGCAACGACUGUCUUCUUGUGGAAGUGAAUCCGGUGCUCACAACUCCAAGUUGUGAGUCCACAGCACUUUGACCUGUUCCUGUCCAGAAGGUGGUCUCUGGAAGUGCUACCCAGCUCGCCUAGCCCAGUCGGGGCUGAGUGGAUGAGUCCAGUUGGUGACACUGGCUCAAGGGCGAUGCUGACACCCCCUCCCUCCAAGUUCUGCUUUGAUUUUCCAAUCAACACAACAAGGAAGGUGAAUGAAAGGACAAUAAUACAGAUCAUAUAUUUUUGCUCCCCAUCACAAUAUCAGAGUUUGACUGAAAUUUGUCUUUUCAGUUAUAAGAAGGGUACAGUAUUUUUUAAUAUAGUGGUUAGAUUUUCUGAGACGUGCAAAUUCAUUUGCUAUGACACUGGUCAUUAUGUUCAUUCUUCUUCUUCUUUUGUUUUAUUUUUCUUUUUGUUUAAAUAUGCAUUGAUACAAAGAAAGAAAAUAUGAAGAAAAUAAUUAUUGAGGAUAUGUACGAUAAAACAGAAGCAAUCAAUAAAGAGAACAAGAAGGGGGGCACACCAAAACAAAACCCUUAAAUCUUUAACUGCAAUACUGUAAAGGCAUUGUAUGCUAUAUAUGUAAUCUGAUAUUUCUCUCUGGAGGGCAGCCCAUUGGAUGCAUGAUGAUACUGCCACCUAUCAUCCAAAGGAAGCAAAAUCGAUGUUGAGGAAGUAGCAAGGCUUGCAAGAUAUCCUCCAAUCCAUUUUCCUGCUUCUCAUCCAGGUGAUCCCCCCCCCCGAGUUUAUUCCUAGCUUCACCAUUUUUCUGGGCUUUCUUUUUCUCCUGUCCUAUUCCUUGUUCCGUGCAUUUUGGGUCAGUCUUUCUGUGUGACUGAAUGUGUUCAUUAGUCGUCGUCCCCCCCUUGUCAGGACACUUAGCUUUUUAUCCCCCGACUUGUGUUCUUUCUCUGUGGUUGGUGGCUGUGUGGUGUUUUAAUCUUGCACAUAUUUGCAGUUAAAAUCCUGCUCCUGUUUGUAGCUCCUGGGUCCCCCCCCCCCUGUGGUUUUGUUGCUGUUGUUUUAGUGCCUUAGCUCCAUCUUCUCCCAUCCCUAUGCCUUGCUGCCAUGGCUUUCUUCCAAAGUUUGUUACCUUUUCCCUGUUGGUUUCUCCCUGGUGUGCCUUAGCUUUUCUCCUGGAUGUUCUUUCUCCAUGUCUUUGGUCCCCUUUGUGGUCUUUAACAGUGCUCUUUUCUCAUAGAGUUUAAAAAAUCUUCUUUUCUAUCUGUUGCUUUCCCCACCAUUUUUCUCCGUUGCUUUCCUCACUCUCAACACCAGGUGCAGUCAGGUUUUGGUGUAUGGGGGGGGGCCAAAAUUAUUGCCCAAUGACUUACUGGGGUUGCUGUCCCUCUAUAGGGACUUUUGGGGUGACCAUUUCUAUAUAUUUCUUGUCCUCUGUGCCCUGCUACUGAGUUGAUUCAAAAUGGCUUCUGCCUCUGAUGAUGGGCAACUCCAUAUGAUGAUGCACGCUUCCUCUGAGGGAGGUGGCAGUUUACUGGAACCUACAAAUGGUACUAGUUGAACGGCAACCUUUGAUGUUCAACUACUACACCUCUGCAUGGACACUGGAACUGUUCAACUUAAUGGUGUAAUACAACUUAAUCUUGUAAUGUUGGAAAAUGUCAAUCACUUUUCCUACCUGGAUGGCGGCUAACAGAUUGAGGUUGAAUCCUGAUAAGACAGAAGUACUGUUUUGGGGGGACAGGAGGCAGGCAGGUGUGGAGGAUUCCCUGGUCCUGAAUGGGGCAACUGUGCCCCUGAAGGACCAGGUGCACAGCCUUGGAGUCAUUUUGGACUCACAGCUGUCCAUGGAGGCACAGGUCAAAUCUGUGUCCAGGGCAGCUGUUUACCAGCUCCAUCUGGUACGUAGGAUGAGACCCUAUCUGCCUGCAGACUGCCUCGCCAGGGUGGUGCAUGCUCUGGUUAUGUCCCGCUUGGACUACUGCAAUGUGCUCUACGUGGGGCUACCUUUGAAGGAGACCCGGAAACUACAACUAAUCCAGAAUGCGGCAGCUAGACUGGUGACUGGGAGCAGCCGCCGAGACCAUAUAACACCGGUCUUGAAAGACCUAAAUUGGCCCCCAGUACAUUUUUGAGCACAAUUCAAAGUGUUGGUGCUGACCUUUAAAGCCCUAAAUGGCCUCGGUCCAGUAUAUCUGAAGGAGCGUCUCCACCCCCAUCGUUCUACCCGGACACUGAGGUCCAGCACCGAGGGCCUUCUGGUGGUUCCCUCACUGCGAGAAGCCAAGUUACAGGGAACCAGGCAGAGGGCCUUCUUGGUAGUGGCGCCCUCGCUGUGGAAUGCCCUCCCACUAGAUGUCAAAGAGAACAAUAACUACCAGACUUUUAGAAGACAUUUGAAGGCAGCCCUGUUUAGGGAAACUUUUAAUGUUUGAUGUAUUACAGUAUUUUAAUAUUUUUUUGGAAGCUGCCCAGAGUGGCUGGGGAAGCCCAGCCAGAUGGGCGGGGUAUACAUAAUAAAUUAUUAUUAUUAUUAUUAUUAUUAUUAUUAUUACUACUACUACUACUAUCUGGGCAGUUAUCUUUCCACAAGGGCCGACAUUGAUGCCGAAAUCCAGCAUCACCUGAGCUCUGCGAGUGCAGCUUUCUCCCAGCUGAAGCGCAAAGAGUUUGAGGACCAGGAAAUUCACAGGGAAACCAAAAUACUUGUUUACAAAGCUAUCGUACUACCAACUUUACUGUACACUUGUGAAACAUGGACCACUUAUAAACACCAUCUCCACCUCCACAAAAGAUUCCUUCAAUGGUGUCUCCGAAAUUUUUUACACAUCACUUGGGAAGACAAGCGAACUAAUGUCAGUGUACUGGAAGAAGCAAAGAUCACCGGUGUCAAAGACUUCCAGGUCCAAUCGUAUGCGGCUGGGUCUCUGGGCUUUGGCUUGUACUUCAGGGGACGUUGGUGCGCGCAAUGAUGGCCAACGGGAUGGCAGGGUCAGGCCAUCACGCGGGAUCUCACCUUUCUUGAGUUUUUUCCAAUAGUGGUGGCCGUUCACAUCUGGACGGAGGAGUUUCGAAAUCGCCGCGUAUGCUUCAGGACCGACAACCUGGCAGUGGUGAACAUACUAGCCAGGCAGUCAUCUCGGUCUGCGAGGGUCUCCUCCCUUCUGCGGGCGUUCGUUCUCUGGUGCCUUGAGUACAACAUAAUAUUUUCAGCCAAAUUUAUUCCUGGGACCUGUAAUGAUAUAGCCGAUGCCUUGUCUCGCUUUCAGAUAUCUCGCUUCCGGUCGCUAGCACCUGGUGCACAACCGUUGCCCGAACCCUUUCCGGAGCACCUGUGGAACAUUGGAGACGCAAAGUGAUACAGGGAGUAUUAGCAUCUGUCGCACCCUCCACUCUCAGGUCUUACAAGAAGGCCUGGUGCGAUUUCCUGGGUUUCAGGUCUGGGUUAUCUGGGCUGUCGCAUAACGUACCACCUACCACUGACGAUGUUCUGCAGUACCUUUCCCAUCUUGACGAUUUGGGACGUGCUCCCAAAACCUUAAAGAUACAUGUAGCAGCCAUCAGCUUCUUUUCAAAAGCCACAUUUUCCUCCGACCCGUGUAGCGACUUCCUGAUCCGCAGAGCUAUUGAAGGUUGGGGCAGGUCACAACCCCCCAGGGCCGAGGGCCAUAAGCCAAUUUCUUAUGGGUUGCUAUCUCAGAUACGCGCAAAGCUCAGAUCAAUUUGCUGGACCAAGUUUGAGGCCUGCCUCUUUUCCGCGGCGUACGCUAUCGCCUUUUUUGGCGCUCUGAGAGUUGGCGAAGUUGUGGUUGAAGUUAGCGCAGGAGGUUCAACGUGCGGCCUCCUUAUGGAGGACGUGCAGUUGUCUGAAUCUACUUUGACGGUCCGGAUACAUCAGUACAAAACUGAUCAGGCCAGUAGGGGGGUUCUAGUUAAGCUUACAGCGUCGGCGCAGCAGGGCCCAUGCCCGGUGAAGGACACUAGGCGGUACCUCUACCUCAGACCACCCGGCCCUGGUCCGCUUCUGGUUCACGAAGAUGGGUCAUCCUUGUUGAGACACCAAUUUACCAGGGUACUCCGCAAAGCUAUUGAGGUGUGUGGUUUAUUUUCCCGGGAGUAUGCUGCGCACUCAUUCAGAAUUGGCGCCACAACAACAGCCGCCCACUUAGGUCUGCCUGUGGAUAAGAUUAAAGAAAUGGGCCGGUGGAAAUCCAACGCUUAUAAAAGUUAUAUUCGCUAGAAUGUGCCCUGCUUUAUCACCCCUACUUACCAGCUUCUCUCUGUCCUUUCAUCCUCAGCUGUGCCCAGGAGAAGCGUGUGGAUUUGUGGCCACAGUAUAGUCCAUUGGGCCCGCGUUCGGGCGGUCAGCUGCGGCCUCGCGCCUAAUCUUGGUUUACCGCUUGGAGUUCGAGUUUCCUGGUUUUCAAGAAGAGGCAUGCGUUGGGAAGAGCUUAUGCCAUUGCUGUGGGAGAAAGUAGCCACGUUCAGCCCUCCCGACAUCCUUGUCAUUCAAUUAGGGGAGAAUGACCUUGCUAACAGAAGGAGUGUGGACUUGUUGUGGAACAUAAAAAGAGACUUGGAUGCGUUUGCUUUGUGUCCCAGAACGACGGUGUUCUGGUCCUCCUUCUUGAAGAGAACUUUUUGGCGCGGUGCGCAGAGCUGUAUGGCCAUUGAAAAAAACCAGGAAACUCGUAAAUCGGGCAGUGGCCCGUUGGGUGCACUUCAUGAAUGGCCGAAUCAUUUAUCAUGACCGUAUCCGGAUCAGCGACCAAGCCUUAUACCGGAAUGACGGGGUGCAUCUAUCGGACCUGGGGAACGACAUUUGGUUAGAUAGUGUCAUCAAAAGCAUUUGGGAUUGGUUACAGCCGUGAGGGUAUUGGCGGCGAGCCUUUUUGGCUCGGGUGGCGGUUAGGCAUUGGAAUAAUGUGGUGUGUCGAAGGGCUAGGUGUGGCCAUCUCCUAUGCCUUCAAUUUUUGGGUAUUCCGUUAAAGGAAUCUGGCGGUCGUGUACUCUGUCAACAGAUGGAUGCCUGCUUGGCGGGAGGCCAUGGCACGACCCUCGGUGACAUCAGGGGUGAGCCUAUAGUUGGAUUAGCAUCAACAGGCUCCACCUACUGGUGAAUAAACCCACUUGUUUUAGACAUCCAGUGCCUAAGCCAAUACCUUUUCACUGCUGUAAUCAAUAAAGUUGUGGCCUUUUCUUGCCCAUUAACCUUAUAUCACAUGUCCUGGCGUAUUCAUUUCACACUGCGGGGGACGGGUCCUCGAACCACAACUGGGAAACACUGGCCUGUGAGCACUCCAAUUAGAGAACAAUCUUUACCAAAGGUGUCAUUGACUUUGAAGAAGCACAAACUCAGGGCAAAAAGGAGAAAUGAGCUAAGAGGAAGGCACCUUUGGCAAACCCUAACCAUGAUCAAUUCCCAUCUGGAAACCUAUGUUCCCACUGUGGAAGGACAUGUGGAUCCAGAAUUGGCCUCCACAGCCAUUUACGGUCUCAUGGUACAGUGGUACCUCGGGUUAAGAACUUAAUUCGUUCUGAAGGUCCGUUCUUAACCUGAAACUGUUCUUAACCUGAAGUACCACUUUAGCUAAUGGGGCCUCACGCUGCCACCACAUGAUUUCUGUUCUCAUCCUGAAGUAAAGUUCUUAACCCGAGGUACUAUUUCUGGGUAAGUGGAGUCUGUAACCUGACGCGUCUGUAACCCGAGGUACCACUGUACUUGGCUACAAGUGAUCGCCAAAGAAGAAGAAAGAAGUGUUCAAUUCCCACCUCUCUACUGCAGUUCAAUGCAGCUUGCGAAAAGAUCUCCAAGUCAGCAUCUAAUACAGCAUUUGAAUCCUCACAAGGAGAUGCAGCUGGAUUCAAAAGCAGGGUGGUGGUGGUGGAACCCAUGUAGUCAAUUGUAGGUACAUCAGCGGGAUUCUUUGGAGCCAAGAUGAUGAUGACGACAAUCUAUAGGGGACGUAUUCAGUGCACUUGUUCCAUCAGCUCAAUAACUUUUAGAUGUGCAACAUAAAUGCUCCCCUUGCUUCUCUCCCCGUACCUCACCAUACCUUCUGAAUUUGUUCUGGGUGUUCUCCCAAACCUCUGAAGCAGAUCUGGGAAGGUUGCAGAGGGAGGAGAUGGUGGACAUUCCAGUGUGCAAAUGGAAAUUCUUGCACUAAUGGAACAAGUGCACUGGAUACCACUCUUAGUCCCCACUCAGACCCUGAAAUCUUUCAUCCUGUAUUUCUCUACGUAUUUGCUUGGUCUUCUCCUUCUCCCGCACAUCAACAUUCUCAAGAGGCAUGCGUGAUUAUGUGCUUCCCCCUCCUGCAGUCAUAGAAAAUGCAACCGUGACAUAAGGGGAAGAUUAUCAUUUGCUUUAAAAUGGGACAAUUAUUCCAUUAUCGUUCACCUCAAAGCCUUCCAGUACACUAAUUUAAAGCCAUCUAGGACAGUCUGCAAUCUGUGGAGUUAACAAAAGGUGCAGAGAAAAUGGAAUUUGUACUUUUUUUCCCUCCCUUUGGAAGGUUGAUCGAGGCUGAGUCAAUACACUGAAAUAAUUAAAUACAUACUUUACAAAGAAAUAAAAGUUUCUAGUACAAAUAGCCUUCUCUACACAAUUUCACCGAAUCUCAAACAAUAUGCCCGUGCAUUAUUUCAAGCUGAAUACAAGAUAAGUGAUGUGUAUAAAGAUUUUGUGCUCAUUUUACUGACCGAGCAAAGGUAACUGGUUUUUACCUUCCAAGAUGAGGCUGUUGCAUGCAAAAAAUGGUUCAUCUCAAAAUUAAUCUCUAUUUUUAAAUGUAAAUUCAUUGGUAGAGACACAAUAAGAAAGCAAAGACUGCAACGCCUUCAUUCAGUAGUCAUGCAAGUUCAAAUGGUGCACAGAUUGCUCUGUCUUCUCCGCAUCCUGAUGUCCUGUUCGGCGUAAGGGCAGAGGGCCAAACGAGAUGCAAUGUCAAUUGUGCAGAUGCAAGAAAUGUGGACAUUAAUUGUGUUCACACAAUUAAGAUCAAGUCUAAUUUGGUUUUAAGAAAACUCCUAAAUUGGCUAAUGGAGCUGGGCAGCCACUGUCUUAUCUCAUGGAAUCCAAAUUAGGAAUGUAUGAUGUGAAACCUGUUUUGGUUUGAUAUAUCAAAAAUUGACCUUGUGUUUCCAGAGCACUUCUGCUUGGGAGAAGAUACACAUAUAUAUAAAACGGAAGUAGGAUUUUCCAAAUUGUAAAUCUGGAUCCUGUAAUAAGCUUAUAUAGUUUCUCCUUUGUGUAAUUACAGGGUUUGUUUUCCACGCAUGCUUUGUUCUAUAUACAUGCCUACUCUUGUUUGUCCUGAUUUAGGUUAGGUCUCAUCCACUAUGCAGAGGUGGAAAUUCAGUGAUGGACAGUGCCCCCUGCUUUUAGUGCUGUUGCUAUGAUGUCAUGAGGGCAUAGACAUUGAGAAGUUUAGGGGAGGAGCCAGAUUGUUCCUCUCCAUCCCCUCCAACUCUUUCCCUUCCAACAUUUUUCUGAUGGAAAUAGGGAUGUCCUAAGGAAAAGCAAGACAUUCUGGGAUCAAAUCAGAAACUGGGCAGCUUCUACAAAUCCAGGACUGGCCCUGGAAAAUAAAGACAAUUGGAGGGUCUGUAUUCCCCAUGCUCAAAAGUCAAAGAGCAGUUUAUUUCAGGUGUUUUUUUCACAAUAUCUACACCUCCCGUCUCUUGUUUUACAAUAUUCUGCAAAUAUUGAGGUGCUCCUGGGCCUGGCAAUACCUCCAUUUUGUGAAUACGUGGUGCCCAUUCCCUAUGUAUAAAUCCACACUAAAGAACACAGGUUCCAUAUUAAUAUGUGAUAUGUGAGAGAUUUUUGCCCUCUGAUCAAAAUUCUGAAUAGCUAUUGCUACCUUCUCUCCUAUGGAUCUCCCUUAAGAAUUGCUUUCACUUCCCAAUCAACAUUUAUUGAUGGAUUACUUCUGGCUUAUUCUCAGCUGAGCACAAACAUUAUGAUACAGUAAAGGCAUUAUUGGCAGAAAUGUUAUGUCUGUAAGCACACUGUGUUAAAUACCUUUCGACCAUCUGCUUCAGGUUCAUAACCAGAAUAUGAGAUGGACAUGUUUGGCAGCAGCUAAAAUGGUUCAGUCAGAAGUGAGGCAUAAAUAACUAAACAUGCAUUUAUUGCUCUCACACCAUGAAGUGAGUGGGACAUUUUUCCUAUAAGGAAGUAUUGCUUUUGGGCGGGGGGGGGGGGGAGCGUUGAAAUUAUUUUAGCCUUCAGAGAAGGGUUCUGUUAGAUCAUAGAGGGUCCCAGCUGUUUCAGCCGUGCCCUGCACCAAGGUUCCUGCAUUGCAGACCAGGAUGACUCCAGAUAAAACAUUUACAGACCCUAAUCUGUGCACUCUACCUGUAAAACAUACCAAAUAAAAAAGGAUGCAUAGUGCUUUUUGAGUGGUGAAAACACUUCACACGCAUUAUCUCAGUAAUGCUUAGACAACUCUGUAAAGUAGACCAGUGAUAGGAUUCCCAUGUUGUAAACGGAGAGCGUCUUUCUUAAGGCUGCAGUCCCUCAAAUAAGUGUUGGAAAUGUAAAGAGAAAGAAGGUUCUUUUUAUCAUAUGUGGUGGUAAGGUUAAAACUUACUGGGAGAUGAUAUAUAUACCGGUAAUGAAUUGGAAAAGAUGUUUAAAAUAACAUUUGUAAAAAAAAACCCAGAAGCGGCAAGAAUGUUACUUGUCCAAAAAUGGAAAGAAGAAGAAGUCCCAGCGAAAGAAGAAUGGAUACAAAAACUUAUGGAACAUACAGAAAUGGCAAAAAUUACUGGAAAAAUGAGAAAUCAAGACAACAAACUUUUUAUAAAAGAAUGGAAAUGGUUUAUUGAAUAUUUACAAAUAAACUGUAAACAGAUAAGAACAUUGGCAGGAUUAUUGUAAUAGCCUGUCGUUUUAUAAGAGUAUAUAUUUAAAGUAGGUGAAUAAAUGAGCAAAUUAAGUUAAUUUGGAACAUGCAGAAAAUAUAUUUUUUUAAAAAUUGAAGGAACUGCAGAAAGAGGAGGAAGGAAGUUGAGUUUUGGAAUGUUAAAAUGAUUGUAAAAUUAUUGAAGUGUAUAAAACUGAAAAUCAUAAACAAAAUAAUAAUAUAAAAGGCUGCAGUCCCAACCCCACUCACUAGCUUAAGAACACUGCUCUAGUCAAAAUAGAAAUGUUCCACUGCCACCAUCUUUGAAAUCUGUCCUGUUCCCUGCCUGUGAUGUUUAACCGUCUCCCAGAAAUAUGCAGGUCCCUUGUAGGUCCCUUCUUUUCAUCAGCUUUUCCUCUUUCUCACCUACACCUGCCUCUCCUUACUGCUUUAUUUCUUGCUUCUGGACAGCUUUGGGUGGCUGUGGGCCACUCAGCCCAGACUCCUCCAACUAGGCAGGCACAAUUUGGCUCAGGAUUUGAGCCUCUGCUGAAUCCAGUGCAUAGCCCUAAUAUUCAGACCCUCUUUUCCAGGGAUGGUCCUGGAUUUACAAACGCUGUCCUGGUUCCUGAUUUGAUCCCAAAAUGUCUCCUUUUCCCUUAAAGGUAAAGGGUAAAGGGACCCCUGACCAUUAAGUCCAGUCGUGACCGACUCUGGGGUUGCGGUGCUCAUCUCGCUUUAUUGGCCGAGGGAGCUGGUGUACAGCUUCCAGGUCAUGUGGCCAGCAUGACUAAGCCGCUUCUGGUGAAACCAGAGCAGCGCAUGGAAACGCCGUUUACCUUCCCGCUGGAGCAGUACCUAUUUAUCUACUUGCACUUUGAUGUGCUUUCGAACUGCUAGGUUGGCAGGAGCAGGGACCAAACAAUGGGAGCUCACCCCAUCGUGGGGAUUUGAACCGCCGAUCUUCUAAUCGGCAAGUCCUAGGCUCUGUGGUUUAACCCACAGCACCACCCACGUCCCACCCACCCACGUCCCUUUUUCCUUAGGACACCCCUAUUUUCAUCGGAGAAAUGUUGGAGGGUAUUUAAUACUCUAGGCCUAUUUUCCCCCCUCAAGCCUACUAAGCUGGGGAGUAAGUGCAGUCGCAACAAUGAAGACAAAAGUGUAAGUCUGACUGGGGAACCUUUCACAGCACAAGGGCUACCUUCCCUUGUGGACCACCUUCUGGAGGCCACAUGCCAGUGUGUUAAGUGGCAAUGCAGCCAAAAAGUAUGUGGAACAACAGGUGUAACUCUUAGCUUUGCACAGCGGCCUACAUUUCAGGAACACAAAAGACAGAUGUUUCUACAGAGAUAAACAUCUCUUCAUCUUCCAUCCAGGCAAGCAGUAAGUAUUAACACAGUUCAAGGAUUCAUUCCAGUUACACAAAAGCAUUCAAGGAUGGUGUAAAAAGGUAAAGGUAAAGGUACCCCUGACCGUUAGGUCCAGUCGCGGAUGACUCUGGGGUUGUGGCACUCAUCUCACUCUAUAGGCCGAGGAAGCCGAUGUUUGUCCACAGACAGCUUCCAGAUCAUGUGGCCAGCAUGACUAAGCCGCUUCUGGCGAAACCAGAGCAGCGCACGGAAAUGCCGUUUACCUUCCCGCCGGAGCAGUACCUAUUUAUCCACUUGCACUUUGAUGUGCUUUUGAACUGCUAGGUUGGCAGGAGCUGGGACCGAGCAAUGGAAGCUCAUCCCAUCGCAGGGAUUCGAACUGCUGACCUUCUGAUCAGCAAGUCCUAGGCUCUGUGGUUUAGACCACAGCACCACCCGCGUCCCCCCAAGGAUGGUGUAGAGCAGGGCUAAUGAAGGCCAAGGCCUGGAAAGAGUGGCACGGGCCACAUUUGGCCCUCAAGGCUGAGGUUCUCUACCCCUGCUGCAAGCCACAGGCUGUUUCCCAAGGGUGUCACGCUCUCCCACUGCCUGUGCCAUUUCUGGCACUCAUGGCAAAGACGGGCCACCAACAAAUUGUGUGAUCCCAUUCUGCCGGCAUCCACCUGCUAUGGAGCAAGCAUGUACAGUCAAUCACUUGAGAAAAGUCAGAGACCUUCUUCAUGUGCUUCAAAAAUCCCCCAAUAUAGUACUAAGAAAGCUUAGAGAGGAGCUUUGAGACACUCAUCAGUGUGCAGCUGACCCAGCAGUUUCUUUUGUAUUGCAUCUGUUGUCAGGCAUUUUUGUCUAAAUAAUUCACUUUUUUUAAAAAAAACAACAACAGAUGGUACCUAAGUGUUCUUCUCAUAGUUCUCUCCAGUAAGUCCCUUGUCCCCAUACUAUGGCAUAAUAAAUUGGUUUAUGUCUGAUGCUAAUAUAAAAUACAGUGUGUUGCAGGAUCCCUCUGGAUUCAAGGCAAUGGAAGGGUCAGAGCGUAAUAAAGGUAGUAUAUCAGUUCUCUAUGAGGCUGGGCUGAGCUUCCAACUCCCAAUGGGGAUAGACCUCGUUGGACCGUUGGGGUUCAACAACACUGUAAGAUAUUAACAACAAAGGAAGUCCACAGGUUCCUCUGGACAAAGGGGCAAGCAAAGGCCCUGCUAUUUCCAAAUAAUAAUUUAUUAUUUACACCCCGCCCAUCUGGCUCUGGGCGCCUCUCAACAGAAUAUUAAAAACACGAUAAAACAUAAAACAUUUUAAACUUCCCUAAACAGGGCUGCCUUCAAAUGUCUGCUAAAAGUCAGAUAGUUGUUUAUUUCCUUGAUGGGGGAGGGCGCUACACAGGGUGAGCACCACUACCAAGAAGGCCUUCUGCUUGGUUCCCUGUAGCCUCAUUUCUUGCAGUGAGGGAACUGCCAGAAGGUGCUCAGACCUGGACCUCAGCGGCUGGGCUGAAUGAUGGGGGUGGAGACACUUCUUCAGGUAUACUGGGCCAAGGCCAUUUAGGGCUUUAAAGGUCAGCACCAAUAUUUUGAAUUGUACUCAGAAACGUACUGGGAGCCAAUGUAGGUCUUUCAGGACCGGUGUUACAUGGUCUCGGUGGCCACUCCCAGUCUAGCUGCCGCAUUCUACCAGUGACUACCAGUCUAGCUGCCGCAUUCUAAAUUAGUUGUGGUUUCUGGUAGCCCCACAUAGAGCGCAUUGCAGUAGUCCAAGCAGGAGAUAACUAGAGCAUGCACCACUCUGGUGAGACAGUCCUUGGGCUAGUAGGGUCUCAGCCUGCGUACCAGAUGGAGCUGGUAGACAGCUGCCCUGGACACAGAAUUGACCUGCACCUCCAUGGACAGCUGUGAGUCCAAAAUGACUCCCAGGCUGCACACCUCGUCCUUCAGGGGCACAGUUACCCCAUUCAGGACAAGGGAGUCCUCCACAUCUGCCUGCUCCCUGUCCUCUCAAAACAGUACUUCUGUCUUGUCAGGAUUCAACUUCAAUCUGUUAGCCGCCAUCCAUCUUCCAACCGCCUCCAGACAUUCACACAGUCCUUGAGAUACCUGAAACUAAAUCUUGGGUCAUGUACUCUACCAUUGAUCUGUCUCCUCUAAAACCCCCAAACUAGUAUCAUUUUUUUAAAACCAGUUUUGCAUUGUAUUCGUAAAGCCCCCCAUGAAUGGAAUAUAAAUCAAGUUAAGACAUGUGGAACGUCUAUUAUAAAUCAAGAGAAUACAAGUUAUGAUGCUACACCCCAGUGGAACGUAACACCUUAUAAAUUUGUUUAGGCCUUAGUUGGUAGUUUUAUACAACUGGGAAUGGAGAGUGAAAAAUGUAACACAGUGGAUUGACAUGGGAGUGGCCACAAGUGACUUUUAUAGAUAAGGAGGAGCAUCAUGUGCCUUUCAACAUAAUGUAUGACUUUGGAAACUGGCAAGGUGAUAGUGAGGAUAAUGGGUUUUUUCCCCCCAAGUUAUUUUUCAAAGAGAAAGCAACCUUUGAAGAUCUCGCUAGAACUAUAUUUAUCUUAGGUAAGAAGAAUUCAGAUGUGACAUGUGACAUUAAUAACAUUAAUUUGCAGACUCAGAACGGAGGGAGUGAUAACCUUGGAGUCAGUCCUGUUGGCAAGGUACUGAAACUGAAUGAGGUCUUCAGAUGUCAGAUUCAUUGAUGUAUUUCGGUGCUUUGAGAUUUGUUGAAUGAAGGCACCAGAGGGGUUCAACCACUGGAACAAGAGAUAGGGAUAUAAAUAUUUGUAAUGUUAAUGUUCUAAUCAGGUUUACACCAUUCUAAACCUACAAGGACAAAAUCAAUUUAUUCUAAAUAUACAACUUUGAGUGUUAGGACGGGUUUUUAAAUUAUGGGUGCCAGGAGAAAACAAAAGUUUAUUUAUAACAAAGCUGUCGUUCUAGGACAAUCAUAUUUUUAUUAGAUUUUUAACAGCAAUUCUGUAUCUUGCCUUACAAAGCUUACAUGCAUCUUUUUAAAAGUCACCUUGUUUUCUAAAGUGAAAAAGUGUCAUCUUUGGUACUAUUAGUCAGCGUGUUGCGUUAAGCAAGCUGAUUUUAUGAGCUGCAGAAAACCCAUGGCUCAUAAACUAGCUGAGGUGAGUGAAUUAUGACAGUCUUUCAACUACGUUAAUGAAAUUCCUAAAACAUCAGCAUGGUACAUUAGUCUCCCUAACAUUUAGCUUUAUUAAACACACAGAUCAAUGAGAGGCUGUCUUGUAUGUCAAUUGUUUGACUCCUUUCAAACAGAAUUAAUGCUUUUAUGACAGAAGGUUUGGUAAACAUAUGACAUUAAGGCCAACGGCAUGAGAGGUUGCUGGCAUGGGGAAAAGCCAGCAUUUGAACCAGGAACCUCUUAACCAGCAGCCAGAAACCUGUGGCCUUCCAAAUGUUACUGAAUCACAGCUGUCAUAAUCCUUUACUAUUAGCCAUGCUGCAUAGGACCAAUGGGAGUAGAGAGUCCAACAUCUGGAAUGCCAAAAGUUCUCUAAACUCUAUGAUACUCCAAAGUCAGUGUUACUGAAGAAAGCUCGUAUAAAUGUUUUCCCCUCCUUUUAACCAAGGGUGUUUCCAUACUAGGUGUUUAUGUGAUGAGGGAGGGAGGAUGAAUCCACUAUACUGAGGACUCACCUGCUCUAAAACAGGUGGGUCAUGACCCAAAUUGGAUCAAGGGUCCACUUCAGAAUAUGCAGAAUUGCUGUACGUUGAAAGAAAAUUAUAUGAAAAUGACGUACCGUUGGUACUUAACUCCUAGUAAGUUAGCAAAAGUGUAUAAGACAGGUACAAAUAUCUGUUGGAAAUGUGAAGAAAAAGAAGGCACCUUUUACUGUAUGUGGUGGACGUGUAAGGUAACAAAAGGAUUCUGGGGAAUGAUAUAAAAUGAUAUAAAAACAUAAAACCUCAGAAGGGAAAAGAGAAUCCAUAAAGUUUUCAAAGCGGCAGCAAGAACAUCCAUGGCUGGAGAUAUUUUCUGAUGUUAUGAUAUCCCGUGUCUGCAAAGAAUUUGCCUGGGCGGAGGACACAAAUUUUGUGAAUGCAGCACAUUAUAUAAGAAUGAAACUGUUUAUAUGCUAAUAUUUAUAUUCUGCAUAUAUACAGUUUUAUACAUUUGUUAAAUGUGCCAUUUUUGUGAUGUGGAAGGAAGUGGGUGAUAUCCAACCAAGAGGAGUUAGUGAAUAAAAGUCCCAGGAAAUGUAAUCAGUGACCAUUAUCAGUUAUCCUGGCAGACAGGAUUUCUGCUGUAGACCAGCCUCCUAUGUAUGUAUGAUGUAUGUAUGUAUGAUGAUUUUGGGGUGGUCUUUGGCUAAGGGGGUUUGGCAAUGUUAAAAGUCUAUAAAGUUUCCUGCACACUUUUGUUCAGGGUCUCUCCCUCCUUGGAAUGAGGGGAGGCAACUCUGGUGCAACAGAAAAAUAUAAUAAUAAUAAUAAUAAUAAUAAUAAUAAUAAUAAUAAUAAUAAUAUAUCUGCCUUGCUUUCCACUGGAUCCAGUCUCCAGCCAUUUUUCUUUGACCAGUGCUGGACUUAGGGGUGUAUGUGCACAUUUAAACAACUACCAAUGGAUCUCAGUUUUCCUGGCUUGGAGAAACUCACAAACACACAAAUGUCUGCAGUUUUGUGCAAAUCAGUUUGGAGAGAAGGAAGGCAAGGUGGGACUCGCUAGCUUGGGGAGGAAUUGUCUGAUUCCUCAGAUGGAGUGGGCUAAGGGCAGGUGAGGAUGACGCCUGAGGUAAGUGGAAACUCAUCAGAGACAGAGUUGCAAAUGGCAACAAAAUAUCUGUGCAAGGAAAAGUAGCCGGUUCACUCAAGUGUGUUGCAAGUAGAAAAACUGUUUGUAUUGAAGUGAGAGAUGUAGUUUACUUGCCCGAAUUAACAGUUUGCUAAGUGUGGUGGUCCAGGGGGGAGGUUACUGUGGGGCGAGGUCCAGGACCUGUGUCGAGGGUCGGCAGACAGUCCUCCACGGGCGAAGCGGGGUCCACAGCGAGGAGCUGGGCAAGGACAGGAACUCUGGGGGAACAGGACUGGGUGCUGGCCGAAACAGCUCUUCAACGACGUUGCUCCCGCAACCUGGGACCGGGCUGACUGGCCUUUAUCAUCUCUGAGGCCAGUGGCAGCCCCAGCCCCCAGGUGACCCGCCUCUCCGAGCCUUAAGGCGAGCACUCCUCCUGAGAGAACUUAGUUCCCUCCUCCUCUCUGCCCUGAGCCUCUGCAGCUCAGGAGAGGCCAGUGGGUUACUGGACCAAGGGGGAGACUCACUUUCCUCUGACAGGGCUGGGAGUGGCGCACCUGUAGGCAAUGCGUCCUCAAUCGCCUCCGGAGCCAGAGUUGAUUCACCUGGUGCCUGCUCCCGAGGAUCCGGCACAGGUGCAGGCGCUUCAGGAUCAAGGCCCUGCCUCAGCUCAGCCGGCCCUGGAGGUGGGGACUCCUGUGCAGGCUGGGAUUCUUCCGGUUCAGCCUCUGAAUCGGAUUCCCAGGCCAUCACACUAAGUGUGACAACCCUGACCAAAUGUGGUUGUAAUGUAAAUUUGAACCACAACAAAUGUACAGUUGCCAAAGAUGGUGUUUUGUAUGGACAACAUUUUGAAAGUGAUGGAUCAGGCGGCGGCGGGGGGGCGGGGUGCUUGUGUGCUUUGCUCCAGAAUCAGGAUUAUAGCAGACCUGCCAAAAAUGGGUUUGGUGAGAGGAAUGGAAAUGAAGCCUUAUAAAGUUGACCUAAAUAGUGAAGUAGCCCAGGUGGGGCUUGGUAGCUUGGGAAGCAGGUGUGUGAUGCCUCACCUGGAUUAGGCUCAGGUGAGGGUUAGAUGCCUCGUAAGGCCUCGUAAAGCCCAGAGUAUAUAACAGGAAGACCGCCGUGGCCAGGCCUGCAUACAACGUAGAACCUGAACAUCACAAACCUGGAAGUGAGUGUUCUGGUUUUCAAUUUUUAUUUAUUUAUAUUUUUUUUAGAAGUCAAAUGUGUCCUGAGUCCUGCGCUUCCGUUUUUACAGAGAUUGCACUGAUUGGGCCUGGUUCACAAUUUUUAUUUUAUUUUUAUUUUUUUUGGAAGUCGAAUGUGUCCUGACUCCUGAGCUUCUGUUUUUUGUCUUGCACUUCUGUUUUUACAGAGAUCGCACUGAUUAGGCCAUUGAGGAGAAGCACCCUGGCAGUGCUUUGCAGCCCAGCCGCUCUGACAUGAGAGAGAGAGAGGGAAUUCUGAAAGAUCGUGCUGAUUGGGGCAAUGGGGAGAAAUGUUUUAGGGGUAGUUUUUCAACAGCCUGGAACGGAUUAAUCCAUUUUGCAUUACUUUCUAUGGGGAAGCGUGCCUUGGUUUUGGAAUGUUUUGGUUUUGAAAUGGACUUCUGGAACAGAUUAAGUUUGAGAACCAAGGCACCACUGUAUGUGAAAGCAUCUUUAAAAUCAAAUAUGUGUAGGAUUAUUUGUAUAAUAGGUGUAAAUGGGUAAAUAAACCAUAUUUCGUAAAGUUAAAACAGUCUCCGCUGUGUCUCAAUUCUCCGAAGGACCCCAGACCCCAGGUGUUUUCCUGGAACCCCUUGGCUUCUUGCUGAGUAGGGGUGGGCACCUAACGUUUUAAACAUUAUUAUUAUUAUUAUUAUUAUUAUUAUUAUUAUUAUUAUCACAUUUUGGCCAUGGCAACUCAAAGUGACUUACAGUAUUUUAAGCAAAAAACAAACAAACAAAACCAACACAAACAUAAAACCAGCAUAAAAAGCCCUACAGUAAAAAAUAUCACCCACACAAAAAGCCCAUACAUAGUUGAAAGCCAAAGUCCUGCUUAAGAAUAGAGUUAAAGUAAGACAUACAGGUUUUAGAAAAGCAUACUUGGCUUCAAGUCUGGAUCUACUCCAAAAUGCUGACUUCCACAAACAGAUGUGAUUACAGUCUCCUGGCGACAGCAAUUUUGCAGUAGCUUGGCUGAGCCCAGCUGGUCCACUGAAAAUAUGUCCAAAUAGAUUGUUGAUUGGCGUGUAUUCCUUCAUCUGAUCACUGCCCCAUGUAAUCAACAUGCUUGGAACAUGACCCCUUUAAUGUGCUGAACCCCACAGAUUAUUCUUUGAAAUGUGGCAUUCUAUAGCUAUGGGAUUACAAUUUCUGAAAAUGAAGUGCUGGAGAGUAUCAGAUGUUGCAGAGUAUUUUAUUAUGGCUUUGAAGGAAAACAUGUUUAAUUGCAACAUCUGUUCUCUUAUGAACCCUGCAACUCUAUAAUAACCAUUCCCAGUCAGUGCAGUUCUCUUUUUUUCCCAUCAUCGUCUUCUGUCCUAUUUACUAAAAUCAUGUAAUAAAGUGAAAAUUUGUUUGGACGCUAACUCCAUUAAGAAAAUGGGGCAGAAAUGUGAGAAUUCUCAGACAGACAGAGAAAAAAGUAGACAUGAGUCAUCAUUUUCAAAUUCCUGCUUGAGCCAUUUUCAAAUUCCUGUUUUAAAUGCUGUUUUCCCUACACACUUGGGGGCAUCAAACACCCUCACCCCGCUGCUUCUCAUUUAUAUGUUGCUGGAUUCGCAAGUCACUUUAAAUAUUUUAUGGAUAAAUUCUGAACAGUACAAUUCACAGAUCCAUUUGGGUAUCAUUGAUGAAACAGCAUUGUAAAUAACCUCCAAAAGAAUUGCCUCCAAAAUAGUACAAGUUACAGAUCUUGACUUGAACCCUACAGAGAAAACCUGCAGGUUCACUUACCACCUUUAAAAUGGAAUUGUUCUGGAAAAUACGGCUUUAUCACAAUGUCACUCGUGGUUAUGAGCAGCUGGUGCCUUCCUCCCCAAAACAGACAAAGACAAUGUCUAUGUGCCUUUUGGAAGACACAUGAAGGCAGUCUUGCUCAGCUUGCUCUUUAUGGGCAGGUUUGGGGGGUUCCUUGGUCCUGAAUGGGGUAACUGUGCCCCUGAAAGACCAGGUGCGCAGCCUGGGAGUUAUUUUGGACUCACAGCUGUCCAUGGAGGCGCAGGUUAAUUUUGUGUCCAGGGCGGCUGUCUACCAGCUCCACCUGGUAUGCAGGUUAAGACCCUACCUGCCCGCGGACUGUCUCGCCAGAGUCAUGCAUGCUCUAGUUAUCUCCCGCUUGGACUACUGCAAUGCGCUCUACGUGGGGCUACCUUUGAAGGUGUCCCAGAAACGGCAAUUAAUCCAGAAUGCGGCAGCUAGACUGGUGACUGGGACUGGCCGCCGGGACCACAUAACACCGGUCCUGAGAGAUCUGCAUUGGUUCCCAGUAUGUUUCUGAGCACAAUUCAAAGUGUUGGUGCUGACCUUCAAAGCCCUAAACAGCCUCGGUCCUGUAUACCUGAAGGAGCGUCUCCACCCCCAUCGUUCAGCCUGGACACUGAGAUCCAGUGCCGAGGGCCUUCUGGUGGUUCCCUCAUCGUGAGAAGUGAGGUUACAGGGAACCAGACAGAGGGCCUUUUCAGUAGUGUCGCCCACCCUGUGGAACACCCUCCCUUCAGAUGUGAAGGAAAUAAGCAGCUAUCCUAUCUUUAAAAGACAUCUGAAGGCAGUCCUGUUCAGGGAAAUUUUUAAUAUUUAAUGCUGUACUGUUUUUAACACUUGAUUGGGAGCUGCCCAGAGUGGCUGGGGAAACUCAGCCAGAUGGGCGGGGUAUAAAUAAUAAAUUAUUAUUAUUAUUAUUAUUAUGAUGAUGAUGAUGAUGAUGUGUGGAAACCCGACCCCCCGAAGUUCAGGAAUGGGCAGGGCUCAACCCUGAUAAUGAUGGUGAAAAUUGGGUUUAGAGACAGAGUGUCAUGUCUCCUUUCUUCAGGGAUUAAGAAUGGAAUGCCUCUUUCAUUCAUUCGCAAAGCAACUCCUGGAGGAGGGGAGGGAGAUAGUAUUGAAAUUUUGUUUCUGAUGUUUCUGAUGUUUUAGAUCUGUUUUAUAUUUGUUUUAUGGUUCUCUGUUGUAGGCUAUCUUGGAAAUCUAGUUUAAUAACAUUGUUUUGUUUUGUUCUUAAAGGAAGAGUUUGGCAUCUUGGCUCUGAGCCCAGUUUUCAACCUUGAUCAGGAGGAGGGAGAGGGAGGGGGAGGAGGUCAGCAGUUCAAAUCUCUGCGACGGGGUGAGUUCCCGUUGUUCAGUCCCUGCUCCUGCCCACCUAGCAGUUCGAAAGCAUGUCAAAGUGCAAGUAGAUAAAUAGGUACCGCUCCUGCGGGAAGGUAAACGGCGUUUCCAUGCACUGCUCUGGUUCGCCAGUAGUGGCUUAGGCAUGCUGGCCACAUGACCUGGAAGCUGUACGCUGGCUCCCUCAGCCAAUAAGGCGAGAUGAGCGCUGCAACCCCAGAGUUGUCCAUGACGGGACCUAACGGUCAGGGGUACCUUUACCUUUAAGGAGGCUCAAAGCGACUAACAAUCUCCUUUCCCUUCCUCCCCCACAACAAACACUCUGCGAGGUGAAUAAGGCAGAGAGGCUUCAGAGAAGUGUGACUAGCCCAAGGUCACCCAGCAGCUGCAUGUGGAGGAGCGGGGAAGCGAACCCAGCUCACCAGAUUACGAGUCUACCACUCUUAACCACUAUAUCACACUGGCUGUGCUUGGAGGAAAUUUUCCCUGUGCCCAGCUCCUCUGCAGAACAAUAAUUUGACUUGCACAUGAUAUGGAGCAUGUGUUCAUGACUGAAGCUAUUAUCUCACUCAAAAACAGCCGUGCUUCUUGUACCAAAGUCUACGGGAGAGAACUGUCUCAUUUCUCCAUGCAGAAUUAUAGCUCCCAAUGCAGAGAGCUGAGCUGCUCUGCCAAUGAGACAGAGGUGAAAUUUUAACAUUUCCUAGGAAAGCCCCCUGCCCACAUAUUUAAUGGGUUUGUUCUGGGAAACACUGGCCUGCGAGCGCUCCAAUUGGAGAACAGCCUUUACCAUGGGUAUUGGAGAUGCUCGAACUUGGGACAAAAGGGAGAAACAUGCUAAGAGGAAGGCAUGCUUGGCAAACCCUCACCAUGAUCAACUCCAGCCUGGAAGCCUAUGUCCCCACUAUGGAAGGACGUGUGGAUCCAGAACUGGCCUCCACAGUCAAAUACGGACUCACUGUUAAGACCAUGUUCAUGGAAGACAAUCUUACUCAGCUUACUCGGCUACGAUAGAAGAAGAAGAAGAAGAAGAAGAAGAAGAAGAAGAAGAAGAAGAAGAAGAAGAAGAAGCAGCAGCUGUUUAGCAGUAAAGAGAAAACCCUCCUUAUGUUUUGACUCUGGCAAAGGCCAUUACUGGAGUCUAAUUCUUUUGUGUGGUCAAUGGCAACCAGAACCAAUAGCCAAUGAUAGCUUCCUUCUACCAACCAAAUCUUGGUAAGGUGGUGGGGAAGGACCCAUGAAUGGUUAAGUCUAGUCAAAGGCGACUAUGGGGUGUGGCGCUCAUCUCGCUUUCAGGCUGAGGGAGCCGGCAUUUGUCCACAGAUAGCUGUUCUGGGUCAUGUGGCCAUCAUGACUAAACCACCUCAGAUGCAAUGGGAUGCCAUGAUGGAAGCCAGAGCACACAGAAUCGCUGACCAAGAGGGGAAAUAUACCUAGUGAUCAUACGAAUAUGCAAGACAGUCUUCAGUAAAGCCAAACUGGGGGUAGGGGGGGAGAUAUUUGUCUUUCAUUUGGUUUAGAGCAAAACCACUUUGUUCUUCACUUAAAUUGACAAAUUGCCUCUUAAAGGGUAAAUGUUUAGGAGAGUAAAUACACCAAGUGUAUGGAUAUUCCGUGCGAAUGUGAAAGCAAUAAAUCACGAGCGGCUUUCAGAAGUACUGCACUAGCUCCUUGACUUGCUGAGUAACUCCCAAUGUAUAUUUUCCAUCCAAAUGGCUGUGUCUUAUCAAAGAAGUAAUAAAUCAAGCGGGUGGCUGUAGAAUUUUUAGAACACAAUUCCUUGUUUUGCAGUUACUGUAUAUAGCUCGGAAGCUACCCGAGGUAUUAGAUUAUUGCUGAAUUAUCCAUUUUAAGCAACUUUUAUGAAAGCUCAUAAGACUGUGGACACCUGACCUUUAGCCCCUUAUAUUUCUUACUGUUAAAUACCUGUCCAAAAACCGCUACACCAUAGAGAUAAACAGUUUGUGGAGGACCUUCAUUUGACUUCAAAAACUAUUGCUCGAAUAAGAGUUGUGAAGCUGAAAAGUGCGCAAGAACGGCUGAAAUGACUUUCCUUAUGAAAUUAGACAGACAUGGGCUAAGAUAGGCUUCCUCAACCUCAGCCCUCCAGAUGUUUUGAGACUACAAUUCCCAUCAUCCCUGACCACUGGUCCUGCUAGGUAGGGAUCAUGGGAGUUGUAGGCCAAAAACAUCUGGAGGGCUGAGGUUGAGGAAGCCUGGGCUAAGAGCAGGAUUUGUUCAGCUUGCGUGGAGAUUUAGAAUCCCCUCCCCUGAAUUCAGAAAAUUUAUUACAGUGGUACCUCAGGUUAAGUACUUAAUUCAUUCCGGAGGUCCGUUCUUAACCUGAAACUGUUCUUAACCUGAAGCACCAUUGGAGCCUAAUGGGGCCUCCUACUGCUGCUGCGCCACCGGAGCACGAUUUCUGUUCUCAUCCUGAAGCAAAGUUCUUAACCUGAAGCACUAUUUCUGGGUUAGUGGAGUCUGUAACGUGAGGUACCACUGUAUUUUUAUUUUAUUUUGAUGCUGCCCAUCCAAGCUUCACAGGGAGGUGUACAGUAUAAAAACACAAAAAUACAUACCAUAGUAGCAAAUGGAAACAAUAGCCCCCACCCCAAUUUUAAAAGGCCAUGAUUUGUUUAAUUAGCCAAAGGCCUGGGAGAAGGUGAAUUUUUUUGCCUGAAAAUAUGUUACAAAGGUGUCUGACAAGCCUCGCUGGUGAGAGCAUUCCAUAAAUGUGGAGCCACUGCAGAAAAGGCCUUUUCUCAUGUUGCCACCCUCCAGAACUCUUGUGGAAGAGCAAACAAAGGAGGGUCUCAGAUGAUGCUCAUAGGUUCUGGGCCAGUUCAUAGAAUCAGAGAAUUGUGGAAUUGGACAGGACCCUGAACACCAUCUAGUUCAACCACCUGCAAUGCAGGAAUAUGCAGCUUUCCCAUAAGGGUAUCGAACCUGCAACCUUGGCAUUAUCAACACCAUGCUGUAACCAUCUGAGCUAUCUGGUUCAUAUGGGGUGGGGUGGUCCCUAGAAUUUCCUUUGUAAGAAAUAACUGGUAGCUGGUUAAGAAAAUCUACUAAAGCUAUCUGUUUGGUCAGAGCUACCUAGGAAAGGCUGGUAAUUGGGAAAGGAAAGGAAGGAAAGGACAUCUCAGUAGCAAUCUCUUCCAUCUUUCUUUUCCAAUCAACAUGUGCACAUAAGCAACAGUUAUUUAACUAUUCCUUUAUGAAUAAAAGUGUUUCUAUACUCCCAAAUCAUAUCACAGCAGUUUACAAUGUCAAAACACAACAACACCAUUAAAUAAGAUACAAAUACAGAACAGGCGAUAGUAAAGAGGGUUGGCUAAUCAAGAUUAAAAUGAAACAGCUGCAAAGAAGAAGAAGAAGAAGAAGAAGAAGAAGAAGAAGAAGACAUGUUUUAUUGUGUAAGUGCUUAAUCUGCGAUUCUGUUCAAAGCAUCUAUGGCAUGAUUCGUUUCCUUCUCUAUCUCCUGAUCUCUCCAAAUUUUUUCUUAUCUGUGACAUAGCUUGCUCACUCCCUUUCGAUCACAUCAAACAUGACUUCGUUUUCUUUCCACCUAGCCGUUUCUCUUCAAGACAACUUAACUAAACCAUUUAACUACUUUGGCCUCUUCAGGGCUACCUCUCUCAUAUUAGGAUAUGCAUUUUAUAUUGUGUAUGUACCCUGGAAUCCAAUAAAUAAUAACAAAAGCAACAUUAAUAUUAUUGUUACUAUCAACAGUGCUUUGAGGGGGAAAAUCUUUAAAGGAAAACUUUUAAAAACAGUUCAAUGUGUCAAAAAGAAGAAGAAGAAGAAGAUCAGUGAGGUCAUCAGUCUUUCCCAUGCAUUUCAAAAUGAUCCAAUUUACACAGCAUUCUGCAAGGGAAACUUCAAGGCAAUGCAUACAAAACAAAUUUUACAAAGAAGCUUCUCUUAGCAGUGUUUGUGUGUUCUGAAACUUGCCCAGUAUAUGCUUAUGUCAUUAUUUUGUACUGUAAAAUCUUACUUGCUCAACUCCUACAAAUUAGCCACUGGAGGGAGCUCUAACCCUACAAAAGAAGAAAUCAUUUUCUUUUUAAACAGAAAACAUGCAUGCAAACUGCCUUUUAUGUAAAUAAAUAUGAUGCUGCUCCAUAGUCUAUAACAAUUAUGCCACCUUUUGCUAGCCAAGUGUCUCUCAAGUGUUGCUUGAAACACUCUGAUGUUUCAAGUCCAUUAAUGUACACAAAAAAUUACAUUUACAUUACAUUACAUUACAUUACAUUACAUUACAUUACAUUACAUUACAAAAUAGUGGUUACAUCCAGCUAAACCAUAGUCAGAGUAAUAAUAAUAACAAUUUAUUAUUUAUAUGCCACCCAUCUGACUGGGUUUCCCCAGCCACUCUGGGCAACUUCCAACAAAUUAAAAGCAUUAAUUGCAGCAAAACAUCAAACAUUAAAAGCUUCCCUAUACAGGGCUGCCUUCAGAUGUCUUCUAAAAGUUGCUUUGUUGUUUAUCUCCUUGAAAUCUCAUGGGAGGUGGGUGUCACUACCAAGAAGGCCCUGUGCCUGGCUCCCUGUAACCUCACUUCUUGCAGGGAACCGCCAAAAGGCCCUUUGAGCUGGAACUCAGCGUGCAGGCUGAAUUUAAGUAAUGGAGUAUACCUUCAAGUAUACAGGGCCAAAACCGCUUUAAAGGUCAGCACCAACCCUUUGAAUUGGGCUUGGAAAUGUGCUGGAAGCCAGUGUUAUAUGGUCCCAGCAGCCGCUCCCAGUCACCAGUCUGGCAGCCGCAUUCUGGAAUAGCUGCAGUUUCUAAGUCACCUUUAAAGGUAGCCCCACGUAGAGUGCAAUGCAGUUGUCCAAGCAGAAAAUAACCAGAUGUUUAAGAUCUGCAAGAGAGGCAUAUAAUUCAACAAGUAUAGUUUUUUCUUACAGUGGAAAUACCACAACUAAGAGGGAAGCUUUGUCUGUUAGAUUUGUUUUCCAUGCAGCCCUUAAAGCCACAAAAAGCUUGUGAGAAAAACAAGCAACUUGCCAGGACACAGCACGUCUUGUUGCAAACAGGUCUAUUUAUUAUCUUUUUAUCCUGUUUUUCCUCUAAGGAGCUUAAGGCAGUGCAUAAGGUCGGUCUUGAGAAAGAGAGACUGGAUCAAGGUCACCCAGUCUGCUUCAAGAUUAAGCCUGGAGUCCUAACCCCAAUUACCUGGAGGGUAAGCACCCCCACACUGAAUUCAAUCGGCUUUCAUUCCGAGUAGCCAUGGUUAGGUUUGUGCUGUAACAUUUAACCCUGGCAUUUGUCACCUCUUAAGUACAACAAGGCUUCUUGGAAAGAAGAUAAAGAAGGAAGGGGAGAUCCUUUGCGCCAACCUUCCUUCUUGCAUUUUGAUUGCAUGCUGCAGAUCAGCUUGUCAGCGACGGUUGCAACUCGCUGUGAACCAAUGCAAGGAAACAGUCAUUGCAAUACAGUCAUACCUUGGUUCUUGAAUGCCUUGGUAUGCGUACAUUUUGGCUUCCAAAUGUCGCAAACCCAGAAGUAAGUGUUCCGGUUUGCAAAUGUUCUUUGGAAGCCAAAGGUCCGACAUGGCUAUUUUAAACAUCCCCCCCCCAUUUCAUUGUAUAUCAUCUCCCCAAAGUUUUUUAUUACCUUACAUGACCACCACAUACAGUAAAAGGUGCUUUCUUUUUCUUUCAUUUCCGGGAGGUAUUUGUACUUGUUCUAUACAUUUGCAUGUGAAUACCCCCAAAACCACCCCCAAAUGAAGACACAAUAGACACAGAUUUUAGUUUAAGGUUUUUGGCAUUACAUUUUUGGCCACAACUUUAUUGAUUACAGCAUGUGAGUGGUUGCUUAGGCAUUGGUUCCAGACUACCUGAACUUGCACGGUGGCAGGAACAGGACUGACUGGGCUCCACCAUAUGUCAGUAAGGGAAAGCAUCCUGGGGGAGCAAGAACUCCUUCGAUCUCACAGCUCACCCCAGAUGCUCCAGGGGUUCUGGCGUGGCCCUAGCCCCUUGACAGGGUUCGGACAAAAACAAUAGUGAGCCCCUGGAUUCCUUUAACGGAAUUCCCUAACAGCAGCAAAGGAGUGGCAGGCACAGCCAACCACAUCCCCUCCCCAAAACAUUGAACCAAAUGCCUAACUGCCAACCUUACAAAGUUGUGACGAUUUGCUACACGGUAGGCAAAAACCAAGUGGGACCAGCCAAUGAGCCAAAUGGCAAAAUUCCUACCGGGCCCCUGCUCCAAAACAGACGAUCCCAAGACAGGCAUAGCAAGGCCAUAGGAACCACCCUAAAUAUAGGGAGAGGAGGGCGGGUGAUCCACUGCACGUUGCAAGAAAGUGAAACUCUCCAGCAACGUGCAGCAGCCUAAGUACCCCCUCAGCAGCCAAUAGCCAACCCAACUGACCAAAUUUCUGCCCCAGCAACAGAGGGGUGACCAAUGGGGUGUUGUGGCCAUCCAAACGGUCCUGCCCCACAACAGGGAGGCAGUUUCUGGUGAUCUCACUACAACACGUGCCCUCCCUGAUGGAGGACCUGACUUUUGCUAACAUACUAGGAGUCAAAUACCACCAGUACAUCAUUUUCAUAUAUUUUCUUUUAAUGUACUUGCCAUAAAUUUCAAAUCUGUUUUCCAUAACCUUUCCCAAUCUGCCAUCUGUAUAUUAUGUCCAGACAUGCUGUUGUUGUUCCCAAGGUGAAGGGCACAGCACUCCCUGAUCAGCGGACCUGUAAAUUAUAAUGAUACUAUUUUCCUAUUGCAGGUGUGUGUAAUGUGAGAGUGGUUUACUAAAGACCACCUGGCGAGUCCGUGGCAGAUGAAUUUGAUCCAGGGAUUUCCUGAUCUGUCACUUGCAGCACAAUCCUACAUUUAUCUUCUCAGAAAUUUAUCACAUUGACUUUGAGAAGACUUACUCCCAUGUGUUUAUACGGCCGCAGCCUUAAUCUAUUCAUUAUUGUGUUGCACUAUCUCUAUAAAAAGACUGGGACUUUUUGCUGGGUUUGGAUGGUACAUCCAAUGCAUUUUGAUCACCAGAAGCAAUUGUGAAAGUUGAUGAUUCCUGUGUAGGAGCAAAGGAGCUUAUUACAUCCUUAUAUUCACUUUGGAUUCAUUGUUUUUCUGUAGCAUGUUGUCUACGUUUGUGAACAUCCUCUGUAUUUCCAGUUUGGUGCUAAAAUAAUAAAACACAAGCAGCUCAACUUUCCUGUGCAGAAUAAAGAAAACCAUUCUGUCUGGAUACUGUGAAAUCGACCAACAGUAGGCAACAAACGAAUGUGUGAAAUUUUUCUACCGCGGAAUUCUGCAUCCUUUAAACUUGACUUUCAUCUUUUAAAAGGAUAUGUUUCUAGUCCCUAAGGAUUCAUUGAUAAACUUGACUAUGGGCAGGGAACUACAGAGAAACUGCAAAAAAAUGUAUCUGUGUGAUUGAGACCACAGGACCAUGAUUUAUUGUUAAUUUUCGAUAAAUUCACUAUCCGCCAUAUGUGUCUACAUAGAACUGAUUUCAAUAGCAGUUGAAUGUGCACAAAUGUUUGUCAGAUUAUGGCUUUAGGGAAUAAUCCAGUGUAGGAAUUUAAUAAUGACAAGGAUUUAAUAGAAGUUAAGUCAGCUUAACAUAUUCAAGGUUAUAGGACUAGGAUCCAAAUAAGGUUUUCCGGAUGCUGUUCUUACUGUUGAAACUAGUUCUGGCCUAUGGUUUGAAAGAAAUAAGAUGAAUUGAACUGAACAAAGAAGCUGCUAUUUUAAAACUGAGCAAAAGUUUGCCUUUCAGCAGUGCAAAGCGCUAAAGGAGAAGGCAGGGAAGGGAAUAGCAGCAGCAAAUGAAAUCCUAGCUAAGCACAGUUAUCCGCUGCCCUGACAAAAUUUGCCUGUGCCUUUCUUAAAUUAGAGGAAGAAUAUUAGAAGCACUUUUACUUUCUCAUAUAUUUUGGAUGACUUUCAAAUAAAUUGGUCCUCCAUCAAUAGAUGGUUUAAGUGUGAUGCCUCUCCUACAGGAAGGAUCACCUCUGAAUGCAUACAUGGGAUAAAAAUUACAUUGGAGGCAAUCUCCAUCUUGGUUUUUCAGGAAAUGUUUCUUGCACAAUAGACAAUAACUAACCUAACCCCAGUUACCUGUGAGGAGGCUCCACAGAAUUCAUUAGAACUUAUCAGUAGACAUUCGUAGGAAUGUAACACAAUGGGGGGGGGAUUUCUGGAUCAGCCCCCUCUGUUGAUUCAUCAACAACAACAUGAUCUCCAUGCAUGUUGAACUUCUGAGGGGGAAAAGCUUCUCUUCUAGGGAUUUUGGAGAAUUCUGACAGAAUAGAAACAGGCGUACAAAUUGCCAAUAUUUGCUUGUUCACUCAUGUCCAGAACAAAAUUCAAAUAAUUGUUAUUUUCAGUCUGCAAACAACACAAAACUGAUUACAUCUCACCAGUGCUUUUUUCCUAAAAAAAGGUUUAGGGAUACUGUCAUUUUCCUACUCAUAAUGAAAUACUGCCCCUCAAUGAGGCCAAAUUAGAUUCACAAAAUCUUUAGUGGUAUGCGUACCCCUGCAUCUCCCCAGAAAAAAGCACUGCAUUUCAUCUUUAUUUGUAUGGUGUUUUCUUUGCACUUAAAUGAAUGCCCUCUGCAUUGAAAUGAAAGGUGUAGAAUGACACAAUUUUAAUUACAUAAAAUUAUGCCACAGUGAACAAGCCAAAUUAUACCAUUUUUCUCUCAAAGCUGAACUACAGUGGAACAGAAGCAGUGCUACAUGCGACAACCAUGGGUUGGAACAUAAAUCAAUGCCUUUUUAUAUCCUUGUUCUGUACUCACGUAGGCACCUGGUACAAGUCAGAAGCCUGGAAGAUCAGUUUCUAAGUUGCAUGGGAAGCCUACAUGAGUUGAGAAAGUUCCUCUCUGUAUAGAUUCGGCCACUGAUGCAUAGAGGGCUGUCAGGGAACUGACGUCGGAGCUAGAGGUGGAGGGAAGGCUCUCCAAUGAUGCUGGAGAAGGGCCCAGCAGGGAGAGAGGCAGCUCAGCAGAUGGGGAAGCAAUUCAGUGCAACACCUGGAAUAAGGAGGGGCAGAUGGGGGAAUCGGCGAGAGGGCUCCCAGACUCUUCACCGGAUACCAGCGGGGAGAGCACUGGUCCUCCGCUACCCACGCCCUCCCUGCGCAGAAGACUUCCGCGCAGAGAAAGUAGGAGGAGACUGGGUGUCAAACAACUUUUAUGUUAGAAAAGGUUUAAGAAACGCCCACUGACGGAUUCUGCUAGCGACUGAGGCAGCCACGAAUUGAAGGGCUGUCCAGACAGAAAGGUUUAACAAGGCAACAUAGCCAGGAGAGGCGGCAACUUACGCACAAGCAACCCCAUACCAUUAUAAGGGCAAUGAAACCAGAAAUGCUGAAUAGCUUUAGAAAGCUUUUGUUGUAUCUGGGUGGAUUUGUGAUUUUGCAGCUCACAUGGUUUAAUUUGCUUGUUUGGCUUGACUGAUUUAUCCUGUAAGCUUUCCACGACAAGAAGAUCUCAUGAACAUCAGAGCAUGGAUUAAAAGGUUUCAUGUACAACCCUGCCAUACUGAGUUCAAUGGGAGAGGUAGGCAUGAUGACAUGUCUCUCGCACGGAACUCUAUGGACUUAAAAGAGUUUUGCUUUGGCUGGGUUGUAACCUCAACCCCCUCCCACCCACCCACCCCCCAAAAAAUCUUCCCAAUCAGCAUUGUUUCCUUGCAUAGACUCUCUUGUUGCCUUAGAUUUUUUUAAAGUUAGCAUUCCAUUUCCUGACUAUUUUAUUUCAAAGCAGGCAGCUCCACUCCAACAGAGCUUUGCAAAUUUCCUACUCAUUAAAGCUGUCAGUGAUUCAGCUUCCUUGGCUUGGAGCAAUAAUGAUGGGAGACCAAGCUCCCCUCUGAGCACAAACCGUGACACAGAAAUCUAAGCAAAGUGUAUGGCUGGACUGAUCUGAUGACAUAUCUCGUUUUGCGCUGUGGAAAGUCUCCCCUUUGCACAGGCUUUUGUCCCUUUCAGUGUUUUGAAAAAGAAAAUCACCUGGAGUUAAUACCCAGCUCUUUGCUUACCUUUGCUUUCCAGGCCAGCUUUGUUUAAGAGAGGCUUCGGAGCUCUCACGUUUCUGCCAUGGAUGUUUAACAUGGCUUCUUGAUUUAAAUAAUCUCUCAGUACAGAUGUGGCUUUGUUUGGAGGUCACAAAAGACACACUGAUGGCUGCUGACAUGAGUAAGUUGAUGAGCUGCUUGGCCAUUUAUAUCUUUUCCAGUAUUUGAUCUCAUUGAUCAGAGAGCUCUUUGACUAGGCUGAGUUUAUACGUGGGGUUCUCCAGAGCAGCAGUAUUGAAUUCUUGUUACUAUUAUCCCUGUGAAAUUUUACCUCCAGCUUCAUAUGCGGAAAGUCUGCUUUCCCUCAGUACAGGAGAUUUCUAUUUUUAGACAAUUGUCAUUUGUGGUGCGAAUGGUCUCCCCACAAAGCACAGAAUCGUGGAGCAGCUGGGGAAGUUUCAUAAAUGGCUUCAUGUAUCAGGGGAAGUCGUGCACAUGUGCAGUGCUAUCCGGUGCAUAGUUAACAAGAAGCAAAUACCAUUUUACCAAAAAGAUGGUCUCAUCCCUUAAAUUCCCAACUGGUCCCUGUGUUUGGCUAUUUCAGGUAUCAUCUCAUUAGAAAGUCUGUUUGGUACAAUAUAGUCGUACCUUGGAAGUCGAACAGAAUCCGUUCCUGAAGUCUGUUCGACUUCCAAAACAUUCAGAAACCAAAGCACGGCUUCUGAGUAGCUGCAGGAAGCUCCUGCAGCCAAUCGGAAGCUGCAGAAACCCUGUCAGCCUUUUGGGUUCAAAAGAACAUUUGCAAACCUGAACACUCACUUCUGGUUUUGUGGCAUUCGGGAGCCAAAACAUCUGAGUACCAAGGCGUUUGGGAUCCAAGGUACAAUUGUGUAGGAAUCAUGCCUUAAGCAUUGUGGCAACUUGGAACCGUUGCAGAUAUUAAUAUUGUGCAGUUUGAAACAGCUGAAUGCAUAAAAACUGGCUCCAUUUGGAAAUGAAGCAUUAUCCAGACCCAUAAAAAUAUUAUUUAAAAUUUACUAGCAGAACUCAAAGUGGCUCGCCAAAGUUUCAGACGUAAAUUGUUUCCAUACUUGCUCCUUUGAGAGAGGGCAGGGAUUGAAUCUGCUAUCUUGUGGACUGAGUGAUGGGUCCUACCCGGAAAGGAAAUGCUACUUUUUCAGGGUUUAAAGAAGUUGAAAUCCGCCUAUUAUUGUGGUGGCAUGGGAAGUGAUAAACAAAAACAAAAAAACACCAGCCCCCAAAGCCAAGCUUAGCUGCAGAUGCUGAUGCGAUAAGAACAAUGUUAUUAGAGAUGAUCUGAUAUGAUCAAACACCACAUUUUAGGAAGGCAAUGUGAAAGAUGGCCAUAGAAAAGAGGAUUAUCAGCAGUUUACUGCCAGCAUGAUAGCCUAUGGUAAAAAGGUAAAAAGGUAAAAGACCCCUGGACAGUAAAGUCCAGUCAAAGGCGACUAUGAGGUUGCAGCACUCUUCUCACUUUCAGGCCAAGGGAGCCGGUGUUUGUCCACAGACAGCUUUCCAGGUCCUGUGGCCAGCAUGACUAAAAUGCUUCUGGUGCAAUGGAACACCGUGAUGAACUCAGAGCACACGGAAAAGCCGUUUAUCUUCCUGUCGCAGCGCUAUCUAUUUAUCUACUUGCACUAGUAUGCUUUCCAUGUUUUAAUGUAUUUUUAAUCUUUGCUGGAAGCUGCCCAGAGUGGCUGGGGAAACCCAGCCAGAUGAACGGGGUACAAAUAAAUUAUUAUUAUUAUUAUUAUUAUUAUUAUUAUUAUUAUUUCCAACUGCUAGGAGCUGGGGCAGAGCUACAGGAGGUCACCCAAUCAUGAGGACCUUCUGAUCGGCAAGCCCAAGAGGCUCAGUGGUUUAGACCACAGUGCCACCAAUAGCCCAUGAUGUGGGGCUGGAUCAGGAGUGAAGAACUUUAGGUCAGCCAUGAGACACAUGCAGCCCAGACCAGCCCGUCAUAUGCUUUGACCUGCAUGGACUAUGCCCUUUAAUUGUGACACUGUGUCUUGAUGAUGGACUGAGAGUUGUAUGUCUGUUUGUGAGGGUAAGUAUAGCAACCUCUGGCUUUUGUGUGGCCUACUGUACAAAGAGUCACACCUGUUGUUCCACCCUUUUUUGCUUCUGGCUCAACCCAAAACUAGCAUGUGGACCCUGGAACGCUGCCUAUGAGAUAACGUUCAAAUGUUCUCAACCCCUGGACUACUGUUUGUUGUUCUUGUUUAGUCGUUUAGUCAUGUCCAACUCUUCGUGACCCCAUGGACCAUAGCACACCAGGCACUCCUGUCUUCCACUGCCUCCCACAGUUUGGUCAAACUCAUGCUGGUACACUAUCCAAUCAUCUCGUCCUCUGUCGUCCCCUUCUCCUUGUGCCCUCCAUCUUUCCCAACAUCAGGGUCUUUUCCAGGGAGUCUUCUCUUCUCAUGAGGUGGCCAAAGUACUGGAGCCUCAGCUUCACGAUCUGUCCUUCCAGUGAGCACUCAGGGCUGAUUUCCUUCAGAAUGGAUAGGUUUGAUCUUCUUGCAGUCCAUGGGACUCUCAAGAGUCUCCUCCAGCACCAUAAUUCAAAAGCAUCAAUUCUUUGGCGAUAAGCCUUCCUUAUGCUCCAGCUCUCACUUCCAUAAAUCACUACUGGGAAAACCAUGCUGUAAAAUGGUGGUUACUUGUGAUUGUAGGAUAAAAGCGUACAUCAGUGAAUGAAGUCAAUGGGGAACAGUUGUGAGAAAAAGUUGUUGUAUUCAUGUCCUGCUGUUAGGUUUUUCAGAGGUACCUGGUUGGCCGCUGUGAAAAACAGGAUGCUGGCCUAGCAAAGCCUUUGGUCUAACCCAGCAGGGCUCAUUUUAGGUGAUCUCUGAAGGUCAUCCAUGCUCAUGUUCAGCACUGAAAGAAAUGUCACGAAAGACACCGGCACAAACUUUGAUGAAGUCUCAUUUGCCUCAGUUGCACUUAUAGUACAGAACAAGGCACUAGCUUAUUGCAAAGAACCAUAUGCUGUACCAGUACAUGAUUUACAGUUCCUGUCAGUCUGAGACUAUGAUGGGAAAACACCGAAAGGCAAAUUUUUCUAGCAACAUUCCAAAUAAAAAACCAUUGGAUCAGUUAUCAGGGCUUGGAAUUCACAAUAAGACAUCUAAAGGAAGACCUUGGUUUAACAUUUGGUUUGCUAUAUUCUAGCAAAGCACAUGCAUUAAAAACAACAACAUUUUUUAAAAGAAAGUUAUUGGUUCAACUUAUCACAAAAAGAAUGAAGGAAUCAACCCCAAAUAAGAAAUUUAGUACUAGGGCUAGGAUAUGUACUCUUUUAAAGUGAACUACUUUAUUCCCUGGAUGUGGGUGGUGUUGUGGUCUAAACCACUGAGCCUAGGGCUUGCCAAUCGGAAGGUCAGCGGUUCAAAUCCCCACGACAGGGUGAGCUCCCAUUGUUCUGUCCCAGCUCCUGCCAACUUAGCAGUUCAAAAGCACGUCCAAGUGCAAGUAGAUAAAAUAGGUACCGCCUCGGUGGGAAGGUAAACGGCAUUUCCGUGCGCUGCUCUGGUUUUGCCAGAAGCGGCUUAGUCAUGCUGGCCACAUGACCCGGAAAAACUGUCUGUGGACAAAUGUUGGCUCCCUCGGCCAGUAAAGCGAGAUGAGCGCCGCAACCCCAGAGUCGUUCGCAACUGGACUUAAUGUCAAGAGUGCUUUACCUUUAUUCCAAAUAAAAAACUUUGAGAUUUGUUUUUGUUUGUUUGUUCAUUGUUUUGGGUUCCCUUAGACAAGAUAAAGAGACCAACAAAUUUAAGAAAUAAUAACAAUAAUAGUGAAAAGCAGGAUACAAAUUUGUUUAAAAGCCGAAUAAAAAAUAACUAAAUAUCACAAUGCUAAACAUUUAUGCAUGCAACUGCUUCUAGAUCUAAACUGGCUUGUGAAUCCACAUAUACAUUUAUGCAAAUGUUGUCAGGUGCACAACCAUUGAUUGUAAGGUCAUUCAAUAAAAUCAGCAAACCAAUACUAUUACUUGUGAAAUCUGGAUUUACAAGUGGUGGACCACAUGGCAGUUACCGGCCAACAGCAAUCCCUGUUUUCAAGAGAUGACCAAAUAUAUGACUGACAAAAGAAGAAUAUAUAGAAACAUAGGGAGCUAUCCGAUGCUGAAUUAGACCAUUGGUCCAUGUAGCUCAUUAUAAAGUGACAGUGGCUCUCCAAGAUUUUAGACAGGAAUCUCUCUCAGCUCUACCUAGAGAUGAUGGGGAUUGAAAAUGGGGUCUUCUGUUUGUGGGAUGUUUGUAUUCAAUACAUGAUAGCUUCUAGUGGCUAUUCAUGGAGGCUACCUAUCAACAACUAUCAGAAAUACUGGCUAAAUGAAAACUCCAUGUUGAGAAGUAGUGUGCCUUUGAAUACCAGAUUCUGGGCAGAAAUAAAAGAAUAGAACAAUUGCCUUAACGCCCUGCUUAGAGGCAUUAAUGCCACUGUUGAAAACAAAUUGCUACGCAAGUGAUUUUUGGUCAGAUCAACCAGGUAUCUUCUCAAGUUGUGAAAAUGUUUCCUUCCUUCCUUCCUUCCUUCCUUCCUUCCUUCCUUCCUUCUGAUAUAGACCCACUAAACUAAAUAAUGUAAGGUACUACCAGGACAUGCCAGACACUCUGAGAGCUUCAUAUUUUGCUCCGAGAAAGUGGGGUGUGCCAGAAUGGGUGCAGCAAGGUCCCAGGAGGAAAGAGAGGUACACAAUCAGAAGCAGAUUAAAAAGGCAACUGUUAGUGUGCCUGGGAGAGGUACUGGAGAGGGGGAGGUUAGAGGAAAAGGAGUGGAGAUAAGUAGACUUGCUGGUGAGAGAGGCUCUUAGAAAGGGAGGCAUGCAUAUGGUGGAAGGGGACAAGGAAAGUGAAGAGAGAAAACAGGGAGGACAGUGUGGGAAGGAGAAAAGGAAUGGGCAAGCAUCUUCCCUAAGGAGCCACGAAAGGUGAGAUAGAUGAAAGGAAGGGCUGUGAGAUAUUACCUUAGCAGGAAAGCUGGUAUUGGCAUGGACACCAAAUGCAGAAGUUUCAUGUGAUAUUGCCCAGCGAAGAUUUUAUAAAUCCUUGCUACAGAGGGGAUACCGUGAUGAGAAAAGCUCUAAUCUUGGUCUGGAUGCUCUACUCACCUGGAGUCUUUGAAGAUUUUUAUCUUCCUGGUGAUCUUUGGUACCUGGUGAGGAAGGUUCACACUAGACAAGUUAAAAUACUUUUGUAUCCUAAGGGUUGGAUCCAGAUUGUUGAACCUAGGUCCUGUUGAAACCAAUGGAGCAACCACUGAUUUCAAUGGGAACCAAGCACAGCUAACUUACCCUAAAUCGUUAAGUGUGGCACAUUCAUUCUGAUUAUGUAAAUCAUUAUUUGCUGUGGAGUGAGAUUCUCCUGGACUGCCUGUACACUAGAGCGAUUGAUCUGUGUCAGUCCUAGGUGAAAGGCAAGGACGAAACCAGCCUUCUCCUCAAUCAACAAGGAACUCAAACUGUCAGCCACGGCAGAUGCACCUGCUAGUGCAGAAGAAAUAUUUGGUUUCACAAUGAUAAAUAGCAAAACACAGAGCUUCCAGAAAUGCUCGUUUCUUUUUCUUUCCUUCACAUUUUCUUGCAGGGGCAUUACUAUGAUAAGGUCUGCUGGGAUGUGUGCCCACGCUGGUGCUUUGAAGUGCACCAGAUUUCUAAAGAUAGGUGAUGUUUUUAAGCAAAGGUUGUAUAGCCAUCUAUCCUGGAUGCUUUGGUUGAGAUUCCCGCAUUUCAGGGGUUGGACUAACUGAUUCCUUCGAUCCCUUCCAAAUCUACAGUUCUAUGAUUCUAUGAAGUUUCCAAAUACUUACCGUAUUUUUCGCUCUAUCGGACGCACUUUUUCCUCUCCAAAAAUUAAGGGGAAAUGUGUGUGCGUCCUAUGGAGCGAAUGCAGGCUCCUUGGUUUCCCUCCACGCUCCUUGGCUUUGCGUUGCUUUUGCUGAAGCCUGGAGAUAGGGAUAGCCGCCUGAAGCCUCCGGAGCGCUCCGGAGGCUUCGGGUUCCUUUUGCUGAAGACAGGAGAGCAAGACUCUCCUGGCUUCAGCAGAGAGGGAGAGCUGCGCAGCGCCCCUUCAGCCAAGCGGGAGGAGAAAUGGAAGGGGCUCCAUUUCUCCUGCCGCUUCGCUGAAGGGGUGCUGAGCAGAGAGGGGGAGAAUUUUUUUUUCUUGUUCUCCCCCUCUAAAACAAGUUGUGUCUUAUGGUCGGGUGCGUCCUAUAGAGCGAAAAAAUACAGUAUAUACACCAAUGAAUAACUUUUAUAUAGAAGAUUUAAAUAUAUGAAAACAUUCCAAUGAAAGUACAGGUGCUCUCAAUUCUUAGAGCUUCACUAAGGCACAUAAUUAUGUCACUACAAUGUGAUGAAGAAAAGUUCAUUAGUUUCCUUUCAGCUAUAAUAAUUGCCCCAUGAGAUCACUAGCAUUUCUAUUGGAAGGUUCAGUUUAAUUGUUAGUUACCAUUUACAAUUCUCUGUAAUAAUGAUAAUUAGUUUCUUAGAGACUUCUUAACUGUAUCAGAGCUGUCAUCUUAAGGGUUUUGGGGUUUUUUUAAUAAAAAAAUAACUUUCUAUGAUCUGAGACGCUUCUGUUUAGCAGCAAGCAAUAUGUCACGGAAGUUUGUUAAAUAUCAAGUGAGAAAACUAUCUAGAUAGACCGAUAUUUUCUGAUGUAUUAUUGCAACAAAGAACAGUGGGAUUUUGUUUCUCAAAAGGCAUAGUCCUCAUUGCAGAUUUUCAUUGUAGGACACAGAUGCCAAGGCAAUGCAAGCAAUACCCCCCCCUGCAAUAUGAUCCAGAGGCUAUGCAAAUGAGAUAUAACUUAUGAACCACAACAGUGUGUCAGGCAAAGGAAGUGAGACCUGAAUAGAAGCAUAGCCUGAAAUGACAUAGUCCUAGAUGCCCGUAUAUAAAUAGCAUCUUACUGAAGAAUCAGUUUGGGCACUGGAGGAGAAAUAAAGAACAGAAGAGUAAUCUGUAUCCAUCCCAAAGUUUUCUGAUGACCCAUAGGAGUGGAUGGUGUGAGAAUAUCUUUGUUGUAGACCUAUACAUGUAGAGCAGGCAUAGGCAAACUCUGGCCCUCCAGAUGUUUGGGACUACAAAUCCCAUCAUCCCUAGCUAACAGGAGCCGUGGCCAGGGAUGAUGGGAAUUGUAGUCCCAAACAUCUGGAGGGCCGGAGUUUGCCUAUGCCUGAUGCAGAGUGUAUGCAUGACCAGAAAGUAGAACAAAGACCCAUCUACUCUAGACUUGCCAUAACUCAAGAUGGAUGGAUAGAUACAGACACAAACAUACCCUAAAGUCUGAGGAUAGGACAGAAGAUAUAGAAAUAACAGGUUCAGGGACCAACCCAAAGAAGAAUUUCUGAAGCAACACUUGUGCUUCAAGAGCCAAUGAGUCCUCACCUCUCCCUGAGGUGGUAGCCCCAACCCCUCCUCUAAUUUUGAGGGCUCAUCUCCAUAAUUAUUUCCAACGUGUUCCAGUCACUAUCAAUUGCCAUGUCCAGGGGCAACAAGCCUCCCAGGUCCCCUAGAGCCAGUCUGUGGAUUUGAUCAUAGCUCCCCCAAGUCCAAGCAGCUUUCUUCUGAGGGAACAAAGCUUGAGGAUAUUAUUGAAGAUGUGGCCACUGACAAUCUAGCUUUUGCCGUGCUUGGAAAGCACAUUUCUCCAUUCAUUACAUUCUGACUGAAACUGAGUCUUCCUCUAGAAGUGGCCAGUCACAUAUUGUCUUACAUUAUUAACAGACAAUUAAUCUGUAUCCUCCGGUAGAAAAGCUAGGUAAUCUGUGAGGCAUCUUAGAAAGGAAAGGCUAAUGAAAUGUUCUUCAUCGUGUUAUGGUCUGAUUUUAUAUUACUUUACACAUAAAAUUGGGUUAGAUGGGCCUUUCAUCUGAUCCAUCAAGGCAUGUUCUUGUGCUUGUGUCAUUGCAAAAUGAACCCUAUUUAUAGCUUGGAUGAACUUUCAAGCCACUGGACAGAAUUAGAGGUUCGGGAUGAAGCUGGGACCAGCUGCCUUCCACCUUUCAUAUUUUGCAGUGUGGUGUAGUGGUUAAGAGCGGUAGUCUCAUAAUCUGGGGAACCGGGUUCGUAUCCCCACUCCUCCACAUGCAGCUGCUGGGUGACCUUGGGCCAGUCACACUUCUCUGAAGUCUCUCAGCCCCACUCACCUCACAGAGUGUUUGUUGUGGGGGAGGAAGGGAAAGGAGAAUGUAAGCCGCUUUGAGACUCCUUAAAGGGAGUGAAAGGCGGGAUAACAAAUCCAAACUGUAUAAAAUUGGCAGCCCCAAUUUUAGAUGUUCCCAAAUAUGCCAUUAUGAAGGGGGGAAUGGUGAUGCAAUUUUUUAAAAUAAAUAUAUACAGGAGUGGCUACCACUAGGAGAUACUGGGUUUUUUUUUGUUUUUGUUUUUCUCAAACCGACAUUUUGAAUGGGGAAUCCAAAAUGGUGGCCAGAAGACUGAUGGAGUUUCAUGGAUUCUGCCACAUUUUACCAAAUAAAUUCCAAAAAUUUACUAAAUAUCAAAAAUGGUCCCUUCCUCUCCCUUAGCAUCUUCCAGGCCAAGACUUUCCUGUGGUCCCAGAUCCCAGAAAAGAAGGUCCAGGCAUAUCCUGGUCAACUUUUUAGUACACUAAGAAUUACUCUUAUAUGGAGGAAAAGAGAAAUAUUUAUGUACUGCCUAUACAUUUUUGGGUGAUACUGGCUAUGAUACUGCAAGAUAGGAGGUCCAGGUAAUGUUACAUUCAUUAUAGUAGGAACAUUACAAAAAGCCUCUUCUUUCUUUUAGCUUUUCUAGUGCUUCUGUGACACACCUUUUGAGAAUUAGCUUUCAGCUAAGCAAAUCCUUCUCCCUUUCUCAACUCUUUCCAGCUGGGGCUUUAGGCGGGAUUUCCUUGUUGCCACACAUGUCUUAUAUGCUUAUUAAAUCGAAAGGAGAAACUCUGAGUUGUGACCUGACCACUCAGUGACACAGAACGUGAUUGCCAAAAGAUUAACAAUAGGAAAAGCAGCUGAGAAAACUAUCCUAGCCGGCAGGUACUGACAAAACACAUUUCCACUCCAUUGGUCCAGCAGUCAUCAAAUUGGAUCUGCACAGAUGUUCCUGGCCCAUAGUAAAAUAUUAAAACACUCCUUUAAUUCUCUCCUAGGGAUUUCCAAAUGAAGGAAACAGCUUCACCCGAUUGCACUUUUUUCCUGCAGACAGAAAUAGUCCAAACAUACACAAACACACACACACACACACACACACACACACACACACAGGCUAUGCUGUCUGCCUGGCUCCUUGCCAAUGCACACUAGCAAGUCACUUUCUCUUAUUGUAAUGCAGAUGACACAGUGCAAGGCCUGCACGGCAACUGAAUUAAUUGAAAGAAACGAGCCACAGACGCCCAAGCAGGAUUGCAACUUUAAAACAAACCUUGGCACAAUGAUCUGAAUCUCAGGCCUCGGAGAGAACGGAGUGAUUAAUUAAACUGCAGCAAACAGGAGCACAACAGAUCCCAUCAAUCUGCGUAGAGAUUUUAUAAUGGUCAAGGUUGUGUAAAUAAGUGCAUGCAGGAAGCUCUCAAGCAUCGCUGUCUGUCAGUUCAGGAUAGGGUGCAGUUUCCAAGGGCAUUUGUAGGUGAAACGGGGUUAAGAAAUACUGGGCUACGAUUCAUUUAAAAUUAGCAUUUUAAAUGAUUAUAAUAAUUAAUAUAUAUAUUAAUCAUUGAUCGAGGAUCUGAAGUUAAAGCCAAGUGGAAAAGCACAGCCUAGUUUGUAAAAUAAAAGCCUGAUGGAAAUAAAAUUUAAAUAAGCAAUAGGGGGGGGACAGUAAGGGGAGAGGGGAAACCAUUCAUUCAUGGGGCAAAGGGUUCACACGUCUAAAAGGGAAUUGAGAAGGCCUGAUCCACUGUCCUGAGAGCUAUGUGCCAUCUUGAGAUGUAUGGAAAUAACCAUGUUACCUGCAAAUUAUAUUUGUUCUUGUUACUUCAACUAAGACACAUCAUUCUACUAUAGAAAAACAAAUAAAGAAUCCAAACCCCGAGGGGAUUCCAGUUUAGAUUUCCACACUGCAGGAGAUAGCAGAAACAGGAGAGAAAAGCAGAAGACAAAUGUAACAGGCUAUAUAAUAAAUUUCCCCCAUAAAUAAUACAUUCUGUACUAAAAUAAAACACAUGGGGAAACUUCUGGGGAAAGUGUUUUUUGUUUUGUUUUUCUUUUUGAGGGGAAGGAUGCACAUGUACACACACACACACACACACACACACACAAGUAUGACACAAUUCAUACCAUCCUACCAUCUAAUUUACCUCAAUAAAGUCAGUGUAGGCCAGCCUUUGUCCAUGGUGUUUUCUUGGCAGGGACACUGGAGUGGCUUGCCAGUUCCUGAGGCUCCAAAACUUUGGCCACCUCAUGAGAAGAGAAGAUGCCCCAGAAAAGACCCUGAUGUUGGGAAAGAUUGAGGGCACAAGGAGAAGGGGACGACAGAAGACGAGAUGGUUGGACAGUGUUCACUAACAUGAGUUUGACCAAACUGUGAGAGGCAGUGGAAGACAGGAGUGCCUGGCAUGCUCUGGUCUAUGGAGUCACAAAGAGUCGGACAUGACUAAACGACUAAAUGACAACAAGGCCAGCCUUUUACUGAGAAACAACUAUUCAGCAUAACCUAGCAGGUAGAAGCCUCUAGCAAAGUGUAAUAAGGGAAGCGGUGAGUGCAAUAAUAACGUGCAUCUUCGUUUCCUUCAAUGAAAUAUUUGAGUUUUCAGUUUUAAAUACUCCUCUUCCUGCACUGUUUGAAAGUAGUGCUAAAGUUUGUCCUCCAUUGCCUCUCACUCACUCACUUCCUGACAUUUACAGUGGUACCUCUGGUUAAGAACUUAAUUUGUUCCGGAGGUCCGUUCUUAACCUGAAAACAUACUUAAUCUGAGGUACCACUUUAGCUAAUGGGGCCUCCCGCUGCUGCCGCUCUGCAGGCGCACAAUUUCUGUUCUCAUUCUGAGGUAAAGUUCUUAACCCGAGGUACUACUUCUGGGUUAGCAGAGUCUGUUACCUAAAGCGUAUGUAACCUGAAGCAUAUGUCACCCGAGGUACCACUGUAUAGGAAUCUCUUGGACGCAUGCUUCAGUUGCAACUAAGGACUGGUUUACACUCUGGAGAAUCAAAUGCUGAAGAUUUCUAAACAGUGCCAAUUCAAAUUAAAUUGAAAAUGAAGUUGUUCUAAAACGCUUCUGGUAUUGUGUUAGUGUUUUAGCAGUUAAGGAAGCUAUCUUGAACACAUAAUGCCUGGAAAAGCUUAGCAAUAAGGUACUGUCAUAAUAUAUACCAUUGCUACAAUCCUAUACAAUUCCAUUUGGGAAUAAGCCCCAUUCGACUUAGUGGUUCCCCCCACCUUUCGAGCAAUGACUAGGUCGGUAAAAUAAUAUACAGCUCACAUUUUUUGCUUUACUUUUAAUGUUUGGAAAGUAUUCCCCAAGUUUACCAGAAGAUGUCAGCCAGUAUUCAGUAAUGUGCAUUUAUAGUUUUGAAAUGAGAGGGGAACCCUUUGAUUCUUUCUCAUGGAGCCAGAGUGAGAUCAAAUUUAAUGCUGCAACACAAACCUUAUAUGUGAAGCCCAGAUAUAAUCAUGUGAUUGAAAUUCCCUGCAUAUUUUCUCAGAAGCGAACCUGAUCCUGUUCAGUGUGGCUUACUCAUAAGCAAGAAUGCAGCCUUGUGGGGCUAAUGCAUAUGUCACUUGUGGGACUUUUUAAGGGGAAAUUUAGGACUCCCCACAUUACAACAUACCUGUAAAUUUCCCUCACGUAGAUCUGGAGAAAACUAGAUAAAAUAGCGGCCAAUUGCAAAGCUGAUUCAGACAUUUAAGCUGGCACAUUCUAUCUGAGAACCCCCUGCUGUUCUAUCGUAUGCAACAAAUAAUUUCUAGGAGACAUGACCGUGGUUUAUUGUAUUUGCAGUGCCUGGUGUUUUUAUGGUUAUUGUUGGUUUUCUUUUUGUUUCCUUUGUGAAUGAUGCCAUGGCCUUUGGCUAGUGCAAUAAAGUUUAUGAUGACGACAGUGGUACCUUGGCUCUUGAUCUUAAUCCGUUCCAGGAAUCUGUUCGACUCCCGAAACCAUUCGAAAACAAAGGCGCAGCUUCCAAUUGGCUGCAGGAGCUUCCUGCACUCAAGCGGAAACCGCGUCGGACGUUCGGCUUCCAAAAAAAGCUCGCAAACCGGAACACCUACUUCCAGGUUUGCUGCAUUCGGGAGGCGAUUUGUUCAGCAACUAAGCCAUUCGGGAACCAAGGUUUGACCGUACUCUGAAAUGUGUCAGGCCUGAAUGGAAUCUUUCCUCAAGCAGCUAGCAUCUUUUCCUGUUAGCGCUGUCUCCUUGGUUUUCUGGUUGCUUGGGACCAUAGUUUCCAUCAUCCCUGUCUGUUGGCCCCGCCAGCUGGGACUGAUGCUAGUAGUAAGCUGGAACAUCUGGAGGAGACCCCCAUCACCGCGGUAAAUCUUUGAACUUUAAUUGCGUUUGAAAUUAACUGUAAGACCCCCUCUCUCAGGAAGAAGCGCAAACAGCCAAAGAGGGAGAUUUGUAGCUCAGAAGCUGUUGUGAUGCACCUAGUGAAGGCAGACAUCCUGAGGAAUUACAGGUUUAUUGUACUUCUGGCUGCAUUGGCCACCAAAAGCCAGUUUGGAUAUACCAAAUGUUGCAUUUGGCUUCCAUGGCAACAUAAACUUUAGGAGUCCAAACUGCUUGGCUGACAUAUUUACUGCGAUGUUUUUCUUUAUUUCUGUUCCCUGCCUUACAAGGUGUCUGUGAGUCUUGAUUACUGCCAGAGACAGGUUCAGAUGACUGCUAUAUUAUAUUAUAUUAUUAUAUUAUAUUAUAUUAUAUUAUAUUAUUAUAUUAUGGACUAUAUUAUGUACAUGGGGGGAUGCGGGUGGCGCUGUGGGUAAAACCUCAGCGCCUAGGACUUGCCGAUCACAUGGUCGGCGGUUCGAAUCCCCGCGGCGGGGUGUGCUCCCGUCGUUCGGUCCCAGCGCCUGCCAACCUAGCAGUUCGAAAGCACCUCCGGGUGCAAGUAGAUAAAUAGGGACCGCUUACCAGCGGGAAGGUAAAUGGCGUUCCGUGUGCUGCGCUGGCUCGCCAGAUGCAGCUUGUCACGCUGGCCACGUGAUCCGGAAGUGUCUGCGGACAGCGCUGGCUCCCAGCCUAUAGAGUGAGAUGAGCGCACAACCCUAAAGUCUGUCAAGACUGGCCCGUACGGGCAGGGGUACCUUUACCUUUACCUUUUUUUAUAUAUUAUGUACUAUAUUAUGUACUAUAUUAUAUUAACCAUUGUUUCUUUUGCCCAUCAUUGGCUGUAUAUGGCCUGAAAUAUUUUUGCAUGAGACUGAAAUUGGGAGAUAUAAUUAUAGUGUUCAUACCACCUUAUCAUGGAGGGAGAACUCAACUUUGGUUGCAUUUCAGUGAGAAAGUGCCUAAUACGUACUUCUCACCAAAGUGCAAGCUCCAAAGCAGCUAUACUUCAGGUUUUUCAGUGCAGUUUUCCAAGUAAAAUGUGCCUAGUGUUGUAUUGGUUAGUGAAAAUAGCAUACGAAAGUAUUUGGGGAAAUUGCUUCAGAUGUUUUCUAAAAGUCAGACAGUUGUUUAUUUCCUUGACAUCUGAUGGGAGGGCGUUCCACAGGGUGGGUGCCACUACCGAGAAGGCCCUCUGUCUGGUUCCCUGUAACCAGGGAAUACUUCACAGUGAGGGAACUGCCAAAAGGCCCUCGGAGCUGGACCUCAGUGGGUGGGGAUGGAGCUGAACGAUGGGGGUGGAGACGCUCCUUCAGGUAUACUGGGCUGUUCAUGGGGCAGUGCUGGAUUAAACCCUGUGGAGGCCCCUUGGCAGCCAAAAUCUGGGCAGGGGGCAGGCCUCGUGCGCACACUGGAAUAACCUUGAACUAAGAAAGCUUGAUUGUUGUUUUCUUUCAAGAUCAAAUCAAUCUUAUUUUGAUCCAUUGUCAUGGGACCCCUAAAAAGUGUGGGGCUCAUAGGCCAGUGCCUACUCUGCCUAUUUGGUAAUCCAGCCUGGCCCCUCUGGACAGAAGUUGAGGGACGCCUCCUGAAGCACUGCAGCUGUUCCUCACAAUGAAAUGGAAGGCUCAACAUUUGCCAGGCACUUUCAGAUGCUCAGCAGCCUUGUGUGGUUACAACAACCCUGUAAAGUAGGCCAGUGCCAUGCGCUCCCCAAAUUGAAGCUAAAUGCCUCACAGAUUGGCAUCCAACCUCUGCUUAAAAGCCUCCAAGGAAGGAGAGUCCACCACCGUCCCAGAUAGUCUUACCGUCAGAAAGUUCUUGCUAAUGUUUAGUCUGAAUCUCCUCUCCUGCCCUCCCCUCUGGAGCAACAGAAAAGAAGCUUGCUCCCUCUUGCAGCCCUCAGAUAUUGGAAGAUGGCUUUCCUCUCUCCUCUUCUCCAGGCUGAACAUACCCAGCUGCCUCAACUGUUCCUCAUCAGGCUUGGUUUCCAGACCCUUCAUCAUCCUGGUCGCCCUCCUCUGCUCACCUUCCAGCUGCUCAAUAUCCUUCUUCAACUAGCCUGCGCUGACUGGCAGCAGCUAUCCAGGGUUUCGAAUGGGGGGGGGCAUUCCCAGGACAGAAGGCCUGCAUGCAAAGCAGAUGGUCCAAUGCUGCGCUAUGGAGACCCCUAGCCUGCCUUGAAGGAUGUGGGGGUGGUCUCCCUUUGGAAAUGGGGUUGCAGAAAGAAGGAUGUGAAAUGCUGAUGUGAAUCUGUGGAUAGAAGAUACAGCCCAGCAGCAGUCGGAACAGAAGGUGCCUCCAAGUUUUGACAGAGAAGCAUCACCUCUCAGGAGGGGCCAGAUCCAGGUGGAGGGGUUGCCUUGGUGACAAGGACCUGCCCUCCUUUGUGACAUCUCUUGCUCUUCCCUUAAAAGCCUUUGACUUGCAGGUGGCCAUUGUGGGUUAGUGAGGAGAGAUCAGGAGAGAGAGGUAGUGGUGGUGGUGGUGGUUGUAGAAGAGGAGAGGUUUGCUUGCUAUUUUUCUUUUUAUUUUAUUUAUUACUUUUAUUUGAUUCAUUUUAUUUGAUUUAUUUUUAUUUUAUUUUUUAUUUUACCUUUUUUAUUUUAACACUUUUAUUUCACUUUUUACUUUUUAUUUUUUACUUUUUACUUUUUAUUUGUUUGUUUUUAUUUUUUGUUUUUAUUUAUUUGUUUGUUUUAUUUUUUAUUUUUUAUUUUUUAUUUGUUUUUAUUUUUAUUUAUUUUUAUUUAUUUAUUUUCAUAUUUGUGCGUAUUUGCGCGCAUUUCUGCGUAUUUGUGCAUAUUUGCGUAUUUGUGCAUAUUUGUGUGUAUUUGCACUCAUUUGUGCGCAUUUUUGAAUAUAUUUCUUUUGUUUAUAGAAAAAUAGUUAGGGGUAAGUGUAGGGUUAGGGUGGGGGUUAGGUUUGGGGUUAGGGCUAGGUUUGGGGGUGGGGUGGGAUCAGAGUUUGGUAUCAGGCUUGGGUGGGAAUUUUAGAUAGGUAGUUAGCUUAGAAAGGAGGGGGGGAUUUUUUGUAAAGAUGUGCAGACUGUAAGUACCAUUCCUUUGCUUUCUCUUGGUCUCCUGGGGGCAGGGUGUGAGUCCUGGGGUCCCCUCCACAGCUUCAGCUCUCUGGUCCACCAGGGAGCUUCAUGGCUGAGUGGAGAUUUGAACCCUGCUCUCCCAGGUCCUCCCAGUCCAGCCCUCCAACCACUACACCUCUGCCUGGCUCCAUUUUGCAUCUCUCCAGCUGCCCUACAAUAUUGGACUUCUCCCCCUUCCUGGGGGUCUCUCUGGCUCCAAGGAAGACUCCACCCCCUUCCUCAUGUUCUGCUCCUCUUCUGGGACACCUUGAUGUUUGGAGGACCCUCCUAGGGGUCUCCUCCCUCACCAAGGAAGGGCAGGGCUGUCCUAAGAAGACGAGGCAGAGCAGCCCUUUAACAGCUGGCAAGGCUUGUCUUUCCUUUGGGCUGGAGCUCUAAAACCCAUAGCACUUGGGACCUCCUUUCUCUCUCUGCCAGCCCUUCGUGCUCUGGGCUGCCUCUUUUCAGCUCUGGCGAUGCCCUUUCAGGUCGCAGAACUGCAGAGAGAUGGCAGGAAUUGGGCCAGACGCCCCUCCUCAUACACACACACCCCGAAUUGGGACUGCCGGCUUCUGAGUCGCUCCCUCUGUUCAUCUCUUCUAGGUUCAGGCGCUUAAGGCGGCUGAUCAGCUGCAACAAGGUGGCCCCCCUAGAAGUCCUGGAGCAGCCCGCGGUGUCGGGUGAGCAAGUGGCCCUCCUUUUGGGGUCGGAGGAGGGCAGGAAUGGGCUAGGGGGGCAUCUAGUAAAAAGAUGCACAGAGCCAGACGGCUGGUUCCAACCCGCCUAUCUGCGACAGCAUCUGGAAAACAUGCCCCCCCCCAGCAACCACACCGUUUUGUGGGGUCUGAUGGGAGAAUCAGGGGGCUGGGCUGUGGGGCAAGACAGGGGGGCAGUUGUCAGCGGGAGGGGCACCUUCCCUGGGGAGCCAUGUUCUGGGGGCAGGAGGUCAGGAUUGGCCCCCAAGGCCUGGGGUGUCCUUCUCCUGUACGUGGAAUCCUGGACUUGGAAUCCAGGAGAAAACUCUUGGAAAAGCCUUGCAAGGGCUCAGGGAUGAACUCACCUGUCCCCAUGUCCUUCACUUUGCAGAUGUGCUAGGAAUCCACAUCCCUUCCGCUGCAGUGAGUAUUGGAUAAAACGAGAGCAGGGAGGGGAUCCCUCAGACCUGCCCCCCUCUUGCACUCCACUCUGCACUCUCAGAUGUGGAGGAGCCCUCCCCCCACAAGGAACUGACAGCCUGACUUUUGCCUUUCAGCUGCUAGACAAAGAUCAGCUGUAUCUCCUGGGCAUCAUCCAGGACUGCCAGGCAGCUCGGCUCAGGGGGCUCCGAACCCUGAAGUACUCCAAGGAGGAGACAACCAAAGCCAUUCUGGUGAGUGAUGGGUGGUGUGAGGGACCCCCAUGGGGAGGGAGGGACAGAGAGGGGCUGGCUUUUGGGAUUGGAGCCGCCCUCUGGAGACUCCUGGAAGGAGCUGACUUUCCUCCUCUGCUCUCUUCUAGAACAUUCUUGUCCACUUGGAGUACUUCAGGGAUCGCCCCCUGAGCCUGGCCCUGGCCUUCGAGGCCCUCCUGCAGUUGAGGUGAGUGGGAUCUUUGGGGUGGGCGGGGCUGCAGGGGGACAGAACUCCAGGGGGAGCUUUGGGUGGGCAAGUCAGGCAGGAGGGAGAAGGGUCAAGGGAGACUUGGAGGAGGCAGUGUCUAACCCCUUCCCUUUCUCUCUCCAGUUUUAUGAGACCCCACUUCAGUCCCUCUAUGGUGAGCGCUAUCCUCCAUAGAACAACAGAGGCAGUUCUGGGGAGCGCAGAGGAGGACAAAGAGGUAUGUCCUCUGCUUUAAGUUCUCUUUGCACAGCUCUUUCUUCUUCCCACACUCUUACAAAAUUUAACCCAGCAGCACUCAACCUCUCUUUUCUCUUUUCCCACAGGAACUAAAGAGGCCAUUCCAGAGCCUGCUGGGGGGUCUCCUCCUAGAAGCCCCCAAUACUAGCACCCUUCUCCAGUUGCUUACCGUAAGUAUCCUGAUAGCAUCAGGAGUGGUUUUAGGGUUGCCCCCCCCAGUCCCUUACCCAACUAACUGUCCCAUUUCUUUCAUCCCGCAGGACCUCUGAUAUUACGCCCUUUUGGGGAGUGAAGACCAAAGAAAAUUAGGGGCCAGCAGUAUUUCCCUGCUGCUGGCCCUUUCACAAAGAUUCCCAAACCUAAGAGUAAGUAUUUUGCCUGCCUGUAUUCAGUUCUUUGGUUGCUUCCAUCCUUCCUGGGUGGGGCUGCUUCUCUUACACCCAUCCAGGGUGGGGUUCAUAGUGUCAGCUGACUCAGAUUUGUCUUUCCUCUGCAGAACACAGUAAUUCGGCCGGAGCUGGCUUGUUUCAGGAAUAAUCUGAAAGAAGGUAAGCCCCACAUCUUGGGGACAGUGAACUCCCUUGUCCCUUGUUUGCCCAAGACACACCUCCCAGGUCUUCUUGCUGGGAGUCCUGCAGGACCUGCUCCCUGCCUGGCAGGCCUUUCCCACCUGGCCUGGGAGGGCAGCACCCAGACUGACUCCAGCUACAAGAAGCGGAGAGGACUGAACAGAUUUUCUCUCUUUUUCAUUCUUUUCCAUCCAGAUGACAUCAUCAUCGAGGAGUUAUGA
This is a messenger RNA of Podarcis lilfordi (Lilford's wall lizard), 51233 nucleotides long. The record is from the annotation of a GenBank genome assembly. Lineage: Eukaryota; Metazoa; Chordata; Lepidosauria; Squamata; Lacertidae.